Messenger RNA from Pelobates cultripes (western spadefoot toad), 79761 nucleotides. NCBI's taxonomy places the organism in Eukaryota, Metazoa, Chordata, Amphibia, Anura, Pelobatidae. The record is from the annotation of a GenBank genome assembly.
CUGUAAGAAGGGAGCAUUCGAAUGGUUCUGGAAUUAGAACGCGGCCAAUGUUAUUGCUGUUACGGAAUACCUGCACAAACAGCCUGCGUGCUUCGAGUCUACUUUCGAUAAAUCUAUUGGAAGUAAGGCAUUUAUUUUAUUUUUUUUAGAGGGGGGGAGCUCCAGGAUGUAGCACUUUCUCAGCGUGAUGGGUCCAAUGCAGCUAACGUAGGUAGCGGCGGUGCUCAAAUAUUACCACCACACGCCGAUGGGAUCCCAUUAAAGGUUGGCAAAUUUUGGCAGACGUGGUAGGUGAAUGGAUACCAUGUCCAAUACGAUAGCUGCCUGACCUAAUGGUAGUGUGAGAGCCAGCAGGCAUUGUGGCAAGUCCAAGGCCCAGUUACCCUCUCAAGCUUGGUGAUGGUUCUCUGCUAAGUGAGCCUCCCCAGAGCUUCCUUUUCUGUACUGGCAUGCAAAGCAGCUAACUAGAUCAUAUCCUUCACACUUCUCAAAUUAACAGUCUGUUACUCUAAAUCCCUGCCCACAUUGUUACAUCCCCAUCUUUUGUUUCUGCUCUCCACCACUUUUUUUGUUGUUGUGGGUGACCCCUAAUGUGUGUUUUUUUUUUUUGUAUUCUCCCCCCCAACCCCCUUUAUUUAAUAUUUUGUAUAUUUGAAGGAUCAAAUAUUGGUGCAGUUUCCUGUGAGAAUAUUUACAAUCAUACACAACAUUCUUUGAAUGUGACAUCAUGAUAGCAUAUGUAGUUGUUCAUAUUCUGGAAGAAUGGAUUUUUUUUUUAUCUUUUGGAUAUAAGUGACUCUUUGUCUGGGUAGAGAAGAUUUAUUUUCUUGAGGGGGAAAAAACCCUUUUGUUGCUCAAUGCCCUGGAUUUUGUCAAAGGAACUAAACUUCUCUACAUCAACGGUUUUUGUGAUGGAGAAGUGGAAACAUUCAUGAAGACCCUAGAGUCCAAUUUGGAUUAACCAUCUGCGUCUUCAGUUGACAGUAAAGCUGAGGAAAGGAUGUCAGAUCCUAGUUACUGGUCAGCGUUCCCUGGAUGUAAGGCACACCUGGCAAAGGGUGCUCUGUUGAAGAGGUCAAAAAGGUAAACAUUACAGUCAUGGUGUGGAAAAUUGCAACACUCCUAUUAUAUCUGCUGUGCUUCACACAGAGAGGCACUGAAACCAGUCCUUUUGUAUGAGAAGCAUUCACAUCUGAUUUGUUUUGGGGGACAAAGAAGUGUGGAAGAGCACUCUCGGAGCCGUCUAAUGGAUGUCUGGGAGAGUGCACCCUAAACAUUUUAUAAAAGUGCUAAUUUUUUUUAAACAAAACUAGCAUGUUUAUAAUUUGAGAUAAAGAUGUUAAUUCCCAAAGCUACGUCAAAGCUCCGCCUGCUAUAUAAUCUCUACUCCGAUGCUUUACUGUAGUUAUCUCUGAUUUAAAAGUUACCCACAAAUGUCAGAAAAAUACCUUAAUCCCGCUUGUUCUGUAAAUCUAUGUACAAGCAAUAAACACAUUUUUUAGUUUAAUUUCCUCUCCAAAUAUAAGUGUUAACAAUAUAAAACUGGAGAUAAGUCUCCUUGCAAUAAUCUAAUCAUAAUUUCUAAUGGUAUAUAACAACCAGGAAACAUUUCUAUUGAUACACUUAGCAGUGAUCUUGUUACAUAUAAGUAUAAGACUUCUGUUCUCAGUCUUGUAUUUGCUUGGUUGGCAGGGGAAUGCUGGAAAGGGUGGCUGAGGGGCACUAGCCUACAGAUGUUCUGCCUUGCAUCACCAUUCUUCUUGUGAAUGAGGUGCAUAUUUUGGCUAUCUGGCUCCCUCCCUCUUAUUUUUGUAGUUAAAGGACCACUAUAGUGCCAGGAAAACAUACUCGUUUUCCUGGCACUAUACUGCCCUGAGUGUGCCCCCACCCUCAGGGUCUCCCUCCCACCAGGCUCUAGGGGGAGGAAGGGGUUAAACUUACCUCUUUCUCCAGUGCCGGGCAGGGGACUCUCCUCCGCCUCCUCGGCUGAAUGCGCAUGCGCUGCAAGAGCCGCACGCGCAUUCAGCCAGUCUCAUAGGAAAGCCUUCUCAAUGCUUUCCUAUGGACGCUGGCGUCUUCUCACUGUGAUUUUUACAGUGAGAAGCACUCAAGCGCCUCUAGCCGCUGUCAAUGAGACAGCCCUAGAGGCUGGAUUAAUCCUAAUCUAAACAUAGCAGUUUCUCUGAAACUGCUAUGUUUAUAGAAAAAAGGGUUAACCCUAGCUGGACCAGGCACCCAGACCACUUCAUUAAGCUGAAGUGGUCUGGGUGCCUAUAGUGGUCCUUUAAGGGCAUAAUUAAGGAUUUCGGAUUGAUGGAUAAACUUUCCUAUUUGUUACACCAUACCAUCUCACUUUUCACUUACAGGAAUUCAUGUUUGUGUUCCUGAUCCUAUAUUGUUAAAAACACUAUCUGCUCCCUCUCCCUUGCCCCCUAAAUAUAGUAAAAUCCUACCUUUAUUCCACUCUGCUGCUGCUGGCUCUGACCCUUGCCAAUCAGCAUCUCUAUGAGGAAAGUUAAGUGUCUCCAUGCAGAGGGUGGAGACACUGAAAGGCAGUACUGCAUACCACUGACCUAGGAAGCACCUCUAGUAGCCAUAUGAGCAAUGUCCAGUGGAGGUAUCCCUAGGCUGUAUUGUAAACACUGCAUUUACUCUGAAAAAAGACAAUGUUUACUGCGAAAAGCCUGAAUGGAAUGAUUCUACUCACCAGAACAAAUACAGUAAGCUGUAGUUCUGGUGACUAUAGUAUCACUUUAAGUCUGGGAACUUUGGUUAUCAUUCACUAAUGAUAUUCUGCAUUGAGUUUUUAAUGUCAAGGACUAUGGGGUAAUAUGAGACUUUCAUCACUCAGGAUGUGCUCCAGAUGUCAUUGGUGCCAAUGACAUUGUCACUGUUGAACAGAGUCUGCAUCUCAACAUACAGAGAUCUAUAUGACAAGUUACAAAGACAUAUGAAUAUGGCCACAACAGUAAUUCAAGAUUAAAAGGACACUGUAGGCAGCACCCUGACCACUUUAGCUCAUUGAAGUGGUCUGGGUGCCAAAUCCCAUCACCCUUAACCCUGAGCAUGUAAUUAUUGUAGUUUUUAUGAACUGCAAUAAUAACCUGCUGGGGUUAACUCCUCCUCUAGUGGCUGUCUACCAGACACUUCUGGGUGCUUAGACGGCUUUCCUCUCUCAACUAGGGCCACAUUUAGUGGCCACGGGUUGGCUGAUGAGCUGUAUGUAGCUCUUAAAGUGAGAGCUGCAUACAGUCCUUUAAAUCCCUUUAAACCAGGGGUUUAACUGUGGGCCGCAUCCGGCCCGCCAGGGUCCUAAACCCGGCCCAACCACUCAGGGCCACCCGAUGGGCCCUAUAUCUUAAUAGUGCAACCGGACCCCUUUAAAUAAAACAAAAACGCAGCCGCAAGCUGCAAGUACUGAUGGGAGGAAGUGACAGCUGGUGAUCAAGAGAGCCAGGCCGCAGGAACCAAGCCGACUCCCGUCAGCAACAGCCUGCAAAAAAAGUAAACAAAAUUUGCUGUGUGUGUGUGUGUGUGUAUGUAUGCCUGUCUGUGUGUGUGUGUGUGUGUGUGUAUAAAAAAUACCCCUUUCUGUCUCGUUAGCGAUCUUUGCCUAAAGCUCAAGGAAGCAAGUUGAAGGGUCAGAGUAGGACCCGUCUAGGGGGGGGUCUGCCUUGACGCUGGCAGGCAUUCCCUCCAGUGGCCAUUAGAGUAACUAAAUGACCUCCAUUUGUUUAGAUAUACAUAGGGAUUAAGGAAAGAGCGCAGGUAACUUUUUUUUUAUUUUUUUUUCCUUCCUUUGGUUUUUACUACAUUUAUUGGAUUUGAUGUGUGCAGAGGUCAUUGCUGCCGCUCAGGAGUGAUGGGAGUGAGCGCAGGACUUUUCUUUUUGUAUAUGUAUGUCAGUGUGUGUGUGUGUGUGUGUGUGUGUAUGUAUGCAUGCCUGCUUGUUUGUCUCUCUCUCUGUUUAUGUAUGUAUGUCCUUAUGCGUUUGUGUGCAGUGUGCAUAGGAAUUCGUUCAUAUUUUUUUAUAGUCCGGCCCCCAACAGUGUCUGAGGGACCGUGAACUGGCCCCCUGUUUAAAAAGUUUUAGGACCCCUGCUUUAAACCCUUUACUACCGAGCUCCCUUUAAUUAAAAAAAAAAAAAAAAUAGUAAACACUUAUUUGAAGCAAAAGCUAGCAUGAACAUAUUGUAAUUUUUUUGAACAGGAUUGCUUUGCAGACAAACUUAAAAAUUAAAAGUAUGUAAAUUUACAACAUUUUCAUUUUUCACUUCAUUUUGUUGUUCAUCCUUUAUAAAAGUAUUUGGAAAAAAUAUAAUUUUUUACACAACCAUGUCCUUUAUCUUGCAAUAAUGCAAGGGUCCAAAAUGUUAAUAUGAAAGCACAAUAUAUUACAAAAGUGAUAUUUUCUCACAUACAGUAGGUGUGACAGAAAUAAAUAAAUAAAAAUGGUUAAAAAACUUGCCUAGAGGUAUUUGCAAGGACUUUUAAGGUGUUAGGGCAGGUUACUAAAAUGUCAAUAGGAUGUAAAAGGAAUGUCUACAUUUGAGCAUAAUGCCCACAUUCAGUAAAUACAGUUAAAUCAUAUAAUUCUAAAAUAAAGAUAUUUCUUAUUGCUGUAGCUCACCUUUAUUCCAACUAGAAUUGAUUUCAGCCAAUCCAUUACUUUUCCAUAGGAAAAUAUUAGAUUGGCUGAGAUUGGCCAUUCUGAGUGUUACUUCUUCAAAUUUCCUAUUUUUAAAAAAAAUUUUUUAUUGGAUAUGAUAAGGGAAGCAAACUUGCGGUCUCUAAAAUUACUUGCAUUACAUCCAACAAAUUUUUACAAUUCUGGUACACGCUAGGAGUUACUGGAUUUCCCUGCACUGCUGCCUCUGGACCCAAUAAUUGUAGUCCUUACUUAUAUAGGUACUGUUAGCAAGUCAGGCAAAAUAAAAGGGAAAUAACUUUUUACAUUUGCUAGUAAUAUGGAUUGUCGUGUAAUUGUAUAGUUUAGUUAGUAUAUGAAUUAACCGUUUAAUCACCUUGAAGGUAGAGUUGAGCAGGGUCCUCUUCAACCUAUCAUUCCUGUAAAUCUUCUUGUAAUUGUCCUAUUUAUAGUUAAAUCCCCCCUCUCAUAAUAUUGUAAAGCGCUAUGGAAAAUGUUGGCGCUAUAUAAAUGGCGAUAAUAAUAGAGGUCAAAUAAUUUUCUAACUGCAAUGUAAUUAUUUGACUUUUUCGCUUUUAUAACUUGUAUUAGACUAGAAACAAAUUUACUUGUGAUGUUUUAUCUAUAUCAAUUUGUUGGCCUGCAUAGUUCUUCUUGGUGGGCAUCCAGAGAUAGACAGAUCGUCAACUGAUCACCAGCCGCUCGGCUAAAACCUUUUCAUACUACGGUAGUUUGGCCACUACUUCCCCCAUAACUUUAAAUGAGCGUAUGUUGUUCUGAUUUGGGAGUGUUUCUUUAGACAUUGAACCUUUCCUUGGGAAGUCUGGCAUGCUAACACAUAAUAUAUGCAGAGUGUUCCAUCCAACUCUUUAGUACUUGGAAUUUCUCCAGUUUUCAGUUGGACAGUCUGGCUCUUAUAGGCUGUCUACAAGUCAAAGGAACAUUUUCCAUGCCAGAAGACUUGGUUUGCUUUACACAUAUUGAGAGGUAUUUUUGUGCUGCAUUAUGUUUGUGUGUAGCACUUUCUCUCCUUUCUUCCCUAUGUAGAGGUAGAAUAAAAAUCUCUCCUGGGUACAGGCCUAGACUAUUUCUUAUGUAUAGUGAUAAGUACAGACCAGUCAUACUCCUUCUUGCCCAGUGCCCUACCAGACUCUGUACUUUUGUAACUGAAAUAUUUGGCACUAGGCCCACCUUGCAUCCAGAAUUCAUCAAGAAUGGGGCUGGACUCCGGAGCUGGAGCUUUUUCUGUACAGUGCAGUGUCCUCAUACACAACUAGGGGACAGAGACACUGCACCCAGACCACUUCAGUGAGAUUAAGUGGUCUAAGUGCCUACAGUGUCACUUUAACCAAGAAGUUAACUUGCCUACAUUUUGCAAGGACUAAAAAUGAAAAUAUAUGAAAAAUGAAAAUCUAUAAAUUUUAAUGGUUUUAAAGAAUAGAAGCUUCUAAAAUUUCCCCUCACCCACUAGCCAUUGUUGAGUGAAAAUUCAACUCUGGUUAGUAGACAAUUCACUACUAGUGAUUGCGCUAUGUGCCCUCCAAUCUUGCAGUGGUGUGUGAGUUUUAGGCCUGUUAGUGUAAGAGUUGAAGUUCUGAACCCACACAGUCACAAAUGAAAAGUCUUUAGUAAUCCGUAAAUAUUUCUCCAGGAAAGAUAAACACAUUGUUUUGGGAUGAAAAAUCUUGUACAUCUACAGUCCUGACGUGAUCUACAUUGCAGCAACCUGCUCUUUCAUAAUACUUUUGCAAAACACUAUAGGCUGGAUGUCUUUGCUGUAAGACCUGACCCAACCGAUUGUAUAUUAUAGUUUUUGCAAUAUCCCAUGUGUAUUGCCUCUAUACGACAGGAAAAACAUAAUUUGUGGCAGUACAACUUCCUUCCCUACUUAUUACAUUUAUAUUUGGCAUACAGCGUGUUUGCAGUAUUCUUAUGAAAGGAAGUGCAUGGUGACAAAUACUUAAAUAUCUUUUUUUACUUUUUUGAUUUAACCUGUUCCUAGGUUACCUGUCCUGCAUAGAGCAAAUAUUCAUGCGUACUGCUUCAAAGCCAAGAAAAAAAUAUUUAUUUUAAAUAGAGACACUAUAUAUAUAUAUAUAUCUCAGAACCACUACAACUGAAUGUAAUGUUUCUGGGGCAAAUAGUCUGUCCCUGAGAAAAGGAAGUAUUUACACUGCUGGCUAACGCCACCUCUAAGGGCUGUCACUUUUAGCAUCUCCAGAAGUGUGCCAGGGCUUUCCUGACACUAUAACUGCUACAGCAUGUGAGUUAUGGUGUUUUGAGGGGGGGGGGGAAGAGGGGUGCAUUUAGGGUGGAUUUGAUUUAAAUUAUGAUUUACAUUAUGAUUUAAAUCACUAAUAUGUAAGAUUUAAUUUACUUCAUGGUUUGCUAAAUAAAAACUAUAAACUUAAUAUUUAGAACCAGGUGAAGCUUUCAUUUUCAGAAUAAUUAAAUUUUCCUCAUGCCCUGCAUUUGUCUGAUUCAUUGUUUGCUCCAGUGACGUCUAUAGGAAAAAAGGAUCUGUCUAUGGAGGAUGUGGGAUCCUCCUUAGACCUCAGUGUUGUACACUCGCACAUGCACGAGACUGCAACACUGAUGUGGGCUCCUGACAGCUAAAGAGGACCGUCCGAUAUGUUCAGGCAAGUAUAACUCUCUUUCCCCUGCCUACCAUGGCCACCGAACACCUAGCGGAUCAGUCACCAUUGGGGAUCUUUGCAAAUUAUGCUAAGACCCAGAGGGUGACAGAGCUGUUUUAAGAGGUAAAGUCAUUCUGUGGACAUAGAUUAUCAUCAUAGGAAUGGGAUUAAGGUCUUAUUCUGAACUUUUAUUUUCUAACUUUUUUUUUUACUGUGUAAGAGUAGGAGACACAUAUCUGCAUACACCAAUUUACUGUUUUGAGAAAUGCAACUGUGGUAGUUUUUAGAUAGAAAAAAUGCUUGUGAUUUUUGCAUUAAGAAAUGUGCAUAAUGCUGCACCGUAAGCCUGCUUUACAUAGAAACAUAGAAACAUAGAAUGUGACGGCAGAUAAGAACCAUUCGGCCCAUCUAGUCUGCCCAAUUUUCUAAAUACUUUCAUUAGUCCCUAGCCUUAUCUUAUAGUUAGGAUAGCCUUAUGCCUAUCCCACGCAUGCUUAAACUCCUUUACUGUGUUAACCUCUACCACUUCAGCUGGAAGGCUAUUCCAUGCAUCCACUACCCUCUCAGUAAAGUAAUACUUCCUGAUAUUAUUUUUAAACCUUUGUCCCUCUAAUUUAAGACUAUGUCCUCUUGUUGUGGUAGUUACACUGUGGAAACAGGACAUCUUUGUAAAUCUGGACUCAAAUGUCACUAGAUGUAUAGAUGCUAACAAAAAACCUUUGUGGACAAAUGCAGGUGGUAAAUUUGUACAGCUAAAAAUAGGUUCAUUCUAUAAAUUGUUAGUAUAUUAUGAACUUAAAUACUCACUGUAGAAAAUUAAACGGACACUCUAGGCAUCAUAACGUCUUAAUUUAAAUUAAGUCAUUAUCAUGUCUGGAGGUCCUUGACACAGUCUUACCAUAUUGGAAUUAAACAGUUUAUUUUAAUCCCAAAGUACUGUUUACCAAGUGUGCCCUCUCAGCCUCUCUACCUCUUCCUCUAAUGGCCACAGCUUCACUGUUGAAACCUUUCCCUUAAAUUGGUACCUUUUUAAAGAUUUUCUACCAAUGGGAAGCUAGUUUUACAUUAAUGCUCUCAGCCGAUCCCUGGCACCCAAGUCUGAAGCCAAUGCUGGAUGAGGCGGAUAAGUGGCAGAGAGGGCAGAAGCGUGAACAGUACUUUGGAGUUAAACCAUUUGGAAAAAAACGCUUAAUCCCAUAAGGUAAAAUAGCGCUCUGGAUCUUUAGACAGCAUAACAACUUCAUUUAAAUAAAGUUACUAGAGUGCCUGUAGUGGUCAUUUAAAAUGUUUUGGGUUUUGUUUUAAGUUUUUCUAUAAUCUGUAUAGAUUGAUAUACGAUUAUGGAAUUGCUUCAUUUUUUUUUUCUGUGUUGUUUUCUAAUUCCAUGUUAUUGGUGUUUAUGGUAAUAUUGCAUUGUUAUUACAGAAUGAAUAAAGACUGCGUGGGUAGACCUUACAUUUAAUAUGCACUUUCUGUCCCCAGCUGUAGGAGCAGCAAUAGGAAGAGUCUGGUUAUUGGGUCUCCUUCACCAACUAUGUCAAGACCUCUCUCCCCACUGUCUGUCCCUACUGGUAAGAUUACAAAUGCAAUCACAUUUAAAGCUAACCCAUUCUGUCUUCUGGGUAUAAUGAAUGUAUGUACGUUAAACUGCAUCUCGGAAUAUGUCACUAAUAAUUAAAAUAGUAAAUGCAAGCAUUUACACAAAUGUGCAAAGGUUUUAGGCAGGAAUGAAAAAAUGCUGUAAAGAAUGCUUAGAAAAACAGAAAUGUAAUUUUUUUUAAUUUUUUUAAAUCAAUUAUCAGAAUGGAAAGUAAGUGAAUAGACGAAAAAUCUGAAUAUAUUACAAUAUUUGGGGUGAUCACCCUUUGCUUUCAAAACCGCAUCAAUUUUACCAGUUGUACUUGUAUACAUACAUACAUACACACUGACAUACAUACACACAGGCAUACAAAAAGAAAAGUCUUGUGCUCACUCCCAUCACUCCUGGGCGGCAGCAAUGACUACAGUACACAUCAGCUAAUACAUAUAGUAAAAAACCAAAGGAAAAAAGUUACCUGCGCUCUCUUCUUAAUCCCUAUGUAUAUUUAAACAAAUGGAGGUCAUUUAGUUACUCCAGUGGCCACUGGAGGGAAUGCCCGCCUGCCAACGUCAAGGCAGACCCCCCUAGACGGGUCCUACUUUGACCCUUUACCUUGCCUCCUUGAGCUUCUGGCAAAAAUAUCUCUGAGACAGAAAGGGGUAUUUUUUAUAUACACCCCUAUGUACUUGUUAACCCUUAAUAAAGAACACAUGGGAUGCUCUGCAGGUAGGCAGUUCUAAACUAACAAGUUUAUCUGUGGGUUUUGGUAGCCUCAUUUGCUUCUGUUUCUCUAUGUAAUCCCAGACAAACUCAAUGAUGUUCAGAUCAGGGCUCUGUGGGGGCCAUUGCAUCACUUCCAGGAUUCAAUGUUUUUUUACACUGAGGACCAUUUUUAAUGACUUUGGCUGUAUAUUUUGCCCCAAAUGUUUUUUGCAGCUUGGCCACACGUAUAAGAUGCCUCCCUGAUGAUAUUGCAUGAUGGGCAAGUAUCUGCCUGUACUUCUCUGCAUUGAGGAGACCAUUAAUUGUGACAAAAUCCCCAAAUCCAUUUGCCCAAAUUUGUAAGGAUACUCCAUUAUGCUUCUGUGUUGCCUCCAGACACUCUUACUUGUACUGCUCUUCAGCGAACAAGCUGCCAUCUGCUACAGCCAAAUAGUUUGACUUUUUAGUCCAGAGCACCUGCUGCCAUUUUGCAUAGUUAAUUUGCUUGACCUCGUUUCCACAUCUGAGGUGUUUUGGGUCCUAAGUCUCCUAUAAAGACCACAUCUACUGUCCAGAGACAUCUGGUAAGAAAUGAAGGACCGCCUGGCACCCCGACUGGGUACGUCCGUCAAGCUCACUUCUUAGCUCUCCUCUGGGACACAGGAGUGCUUCAGCCACUAGCCACUGCAGCUUUGCUGGGGUCUCUCCAUUGCUUCCCGUCCUGGGGCAGGGUUCUGGGUACAGCUUCAAGUGAUGAAGCUCUCCUGCAGAGAGUAUAGCUGAUCCACCCAAACACUAGCCCAGACUGAGUAAUGGGUGAAAAGGAACUGCUUUAUUAUGGCCAAGUUGCCUGCUUUUAUACACAGCCCCCAGAAAAACCUUCAAGUUUCCUGAAUAUUUUGGAGUAACAGAAUUUCAGGAUUCAUUCCAGCAACUUUAUCUGCUGAUAAGCCAUCACAGCCAGAGCCUGCUAUACGUUGCUCUGGGAAGAGUGAGUAACCCAUUACCUCUGUGUACUUAAAUAUCUGUGUGUGUGUGUAUGUGUGUGUAUAUGUAUAUAUGUGUAAAUAAAUAUAUAUAUAUAUAUAUAUAUAUAUAUACACACACACACAGUAUUACACUAUGUACAGUUUUAUAUUUUACAGAUAAUCAGAGACAAAUUGUAAGGUCCUCCUUGAUAUAAGUAUAUCACAUUGUGUGGUGGUGUUUUUAAUUGCGCACCCUGUACUUGUUUUUGUAUUUCUCACACAUGCCUAAAACUUUUGUACAGGGCUGCGUGCGUGUAUGUCUAAUAUUUAAUAAAUAAAUAUAUAUAUAUAUAUGUAUAUGUGUGUAUAUUAGAUACAUAUAUAUUGAACACGCAUUUAAUAUAUACUUUUAGAAUUAUUCAUUUGUGUCUGUAUUUCAGCAGUUCAUGAGGAUUGAAGAAAUUAAUUAAAUUGUAAAUAAAUAACAAAAAUUAUUUCUUAAAAAUUACAAAAACAAAAUGUCACUCAUGUUCCCGAAUACCUUUCUUGAAUGUACUCCUCUCACAUGGUCCGUAACUGCCUUUUUCGUGAUUGGGACAGAUGGGUAUCUUGAGGACCUUUUAAAACUUUGAUUUGGAUAAGCAUGUGAUACUAUUUAUAUGGAGACAUGGCUAGGAGCAGCCUUGGUUGGCGCACAGUAAUGGCUACACACCGAUAUUAUUUAAUUGCCCAUGGAGGCAUUUUCUAAAGCUAGAAUGCAUACUCUGUUCUGUGUUUCGCCUUACAGGACUUGUUCCUGUAAUGCAUCCUGUUGCUUAUGCAUUUCAUGGGGUUCCCAGUGCACAUGUGCAUUGAGAAUGUAGGUGACUGGUGCUAAGAUUCAAAACUUGAAAAACUACCAGACCCUGUUUGACAGCAGGGUGCAUUUGGAAGGGGAAUAUGGAUUUUCAAUAAUUGUCAGUACCGUAUCUAGUGGUACCAACACGGAUAGAAGUCUUUUCUAUAACAUGAAAGGUUUCUUAUUUUCAUUUUAUCAGUUUAGUAUUCAAUUAUUUUAUAUAUUGCUCAAAAAGAUCCAUCAGAGGAAUAGCUUUAUAAUAAAAAAAUCUUUAUUUAAUUAAUCUAAAAGCCGUAUUUUGCACAGAAUUGACAUUAUCCUGCCUAGAAUUGUAUUCUGGGAUGGCUAAUGAGGCUGCUGGAGGUGAAGUUACACCCCGGAUAGUGAAGAGGUUAAUCUGUAUGUGCAGUGUUUCAAUGCAAAACGCUGCACAUACAAACUCCAGCUACUAUGACCACUUUAAAUCUUUCCUCCUCUACGGAGGAAUAUGAGACACCUACCUCAGAAGAGAAUAGCACCCAGUAGGGCAUGGCUGUCAAACAUAUGACCCUUGGCAAAGCAGCCUGUUCCCGUGAGAAAUUGUUAUGCUGGGGGGAGUAAUUAAACUUAAAUUCUUCCUGGGUAGGACCACAUGGGCAUUUGGGACCAGGGAGAGGCAAGGUGCUGCUGUAUCUGGAGGUCUGAAAAGAGGGAGCGGUGGAAUGAAAGGGAACAGAGACAUCUGCUUCCUCUUAUUGCCCAGCAUACUACACCAGGAACAGCCACCACAAAAAGUGUGUGUAUAUGCGUAAUAGUGUGUGUUUAUGUGUAACUCCUGGAAGGAAGUGAGCUAAAAACUAUAGCUAAAAUAAUAUUAAUUGUUACUACUGUGUGAGGUCAUUCCAUGUCAAAUUGUCACACAGUUUCAGACUGACCUGAUUUUUCAUGAAGUGCUAAUUUGUCCUAUGGCAGGCUUCCCCAAACUCCGGCCCUCCAGAUGUUGCUGAACUAGAAUUCCCAUGAUUCUAAGCCUAUCUAUUUCAUUCAUAGAAUCAUGGGAGUUGUAGUUCAGCAACAUCUGGAGGGCAGGAGUUUGGGGAAGCCUGUCCUAUGGUGUAAUGCAAAAAUAAAAAAUUUCAAAAUGGGCCUUAAAUUGUUUUAAUUAUUUUAACAAAUAACUCCCAUAAAAGGAACGGAUUAAGACCCGUGACAGUGUGUUCCCUUUUCCAUGAAACACUAGUGAUAGUUAAAGUUUGUGACAAUUGUAGGAAAUAAAUGAGUAAGAUUGAAAAAGAAAUGACAGGCUUUCCAAGUACUAGCUAGGAUGUAGAUUAUGAUUGCAGAAGUUCAGAUUGCAGACCUAGUAGAGUCUCUCAUGAACAUGAAAAAGCACCAUAUAUAUAUAUAUAUAUUGUACAAAAAAAAGUAAAAUAAUUAAAACCGCUGUAAAACGCAAACUUCUUGACAAUGCAGAUUCUUCCGAAAGUUAUGUGGAGUCCCAAUAUAAAACUAUUUUAAGUUCCUUGGAAAAAAAUUCCAAGCUUUGAACAACAGAAAAUAAAAGCUUAUGAUGCUAACUAUUUUGCUUGAAUCUUGGGGUAUCAGGAAGAGUAUGAGGGAAUUUCAUGCACCAAUGUACAUGGUAAGAUGGUCAAAGCUAGAAUUAAUUUUUAACAAUUUAUUUCUACUCAAAAUCUGAAACCUGGGAAUACUGUACUUGCAGAAACUGCUGUGUGGCAAAAAACAUAUUUUAUUCAAGUGAAGAGGUCCGUAUUCCUGGGCUUGGGAUAAAAUAUUGUGUUUCCACGAAAGUCAGUACUCAGCAAAAAUUAAUGUCUCCAAAUGUCUUAUCAGUUGAAUUCUACUUGGGUAAUUGUGCGACCUGCCCUGAAUGUCAAGUAAUCCAAAAUUUGUUAGAAAAUGCCUUUAAAGAAAAGGCAAUCGAGCGUGUAACUUUUUGCCGGUGGAUAUCUGUUGACAGAUGCAUUUUAGAGACAUUACAAAAAAAAAGUCUCUGAAUUUGUCAACCUGUAUUGUGCAAAAAUUUCAGUUUUUACUUCACCGUGACUUCAUAGCUAAACAAUAAAGUUCCUAUUUGAAUCAUGUCAUGUCUGAUUCAGAAAUUGUGUAUAGUUUUUCAGAAAACUCGUAUUUUGUUGUGCAAGAUGAAGCACAGUGCUAUCAUAGGACCAGCAACCAAGCCACACUACAUCUGUUUGUAUAUUUUAAAACAGGUGAAAAAACUGAGCAUUCCUAGAACAUAAUACUGUUAACUGUUUAUUUCAUCGGGAACUCUCAGAUUCUUUUGGGCAGUUUCUGAAAUCUCCUCUGCAAAAAUUUGUAUUUUUCCCAUGGGUCUGCUCCUAAUAUAAAAACAAGAAGAACUUUUGAAAUUUAUAUGGCCGUAAAAAUAAUUAGAAUUUUGCAGCCGAGUGGCAUUUUUCCAUUAUAGCUCAUGGGGAAAAGGGGAAUAUGAUGGUGUUGGUGAGACGGUGAAAAGGUUGGCCGCCCGAGCAAGUUUCCCAAGGCUAUAUGAGGACCAAAUAAUGACACCAAGGGAAUCUUUUGAGCUAGGAAAAAAAAGUUUCAAAUAUUGACUUCACAUUUGUUACACAGGCAGAGUACAUUGAGCCAUACCAGUUUUUGACAGAUCGCUUAAACAAAGCACAAAAACUGUACCAGGAAGUCAAAAACUGCAUGGUUUCAUAACAUCUAGUGAAACAAAAAUCUUGGUAAAAACUUUUUCUUUUGCUGAAACAUCAGUUGAACAUACUGUAAUAAGAUGUGCAGGAAGCCUAGUUUUUAGUAAAAUAAGUGGUUAUGUCAUCGCACUGUACUGUAAGUGGCAAUUGGUGGCUAGGCUCUGUUUAGAAAAACAGGAAGAGAAGGAUGAAGUGAAGGUAACAUUUUCACCCAGGUCCAUCUCCUUCCAUCAAGAUAUGUCCUGUGUAAAGAGAACUCUGGCCAUACAUAUACCCUCUGUACUCAAGAAAUCAAACAAGCUUUUCAAACCUUUUACCAGUUCACUAGGUCAAGAAGAAGCCUAACAAUAUUACCAUUUGUGUGUUAAAAAAAAAUAUUGAACUAAAGCAUUCAUGUGAGUUAGAUAUUUUUUUUUUCUUCUUCAGAUUUCUCUUGACCAUACGUGUUUCACCUCUCAUACAUUUGUGAUUCCCUUGUAAAACCCCUCCAAAAAGAAAAUUGUGAACAGUUACAGACCAGUACAAACUAAUUUUCAGAUUGUUUUCCCAAAUUUUAAAAAUGUCAGUUUUUUAGAAAGCUUAUCUUAAAAUAUUGCUUAACCCCUUAGUCACCAGACCGUUUUUUUCAAUUUUCUUCCCGUUAAGGACCAGGGCUGUUUUUUAUAUUUCUGCGGUGUUUGUGUUUAGCUGUAAUUUUCCUCUUACUCAUUUACUGUACCCACACAUAUUAUAUACUGUGUUUCUUGCCACUAAAUGGUCUUUCUAAAGAUACCAUUAUUUUCAUCAUAUCAUAUAAUUUACUAUAAAAAAAUUAUAAAUUGUGAUGAAAAAUAAAUAAAAACGCCUUUUCUAACUUUGACCCCCAAACUGUUGCGCAUCUGCAACCGCCAAAAAACACGCAUGCUAAAUAGUUUCUAAAUUGUUGUCCUGAGUUUAGAAAUACUCCAACUCUUAGUUGUUUUUUUUUUUUCAAGUUAUAUGGCAAUAAGUGCAAGUAGCACUUUGCUAUUUCCAAACUUUUUUUUUUUUUUUCAAAAUUAACAAAAGUUACAUUGUAACACUGAUAUCUAUCAGGAAUCCCUGAAUAACCCUUCACAUGUAAAUAUUUUUUGAAAGAAGACAACCUAAGGUAUUAAACUUGGGGUAUUUGGACUGCUUUCAUGCAACAAUCUUACCACCAAUCUAUGCCAAAAAAAUUGUGUUUUUUGGGGGGUUGUUUUUUGACACACAUAGCAAUUUAAGAAUACAUGUACUGAUAACUUUAAGGGGUACUGCCAAAGAAAACCCCAAUAUGUGUUCAGCAACAUCUCCUGAGUACAGUGAUACCACCCAUGCAUAGGUGUGUCGGGUUCUCUGGAGGCUCAAAUACCUUAUUUGGAGGGUGUGCAUUCCAGUUUUCCAACUUGGAAUUUUCACAGCUGGUAAUCAUGCACCCAUGUCCUAUUUGGGACAUUUUUUUAAGCAGGCCAAUGUAAUUUACCCCCAUCAACCCAUAUAAUUUUGAAAAGAAGACACCCUAGGUUAUUUCAAAUGGUGAUAUUUUUUAUUUAUUUAUUUUUUUAUAAAUCUUUAUUUUUGAAAAAUAGUUUUACAUAAGUACAUAAUUCAAACAUACUUUAAGACCCAUAUCUGAAAGUACACAAUUAUCUUAAAGAUAUUGGUUGGAUCAUAUUAAAACAAUACUCGUAAUAUUACAUACGAAAACAUGUAUCACAAAAUAAACCCCAAAAAUCAUAUUGAUUCAACAUAUGGCGCGAGUCGGUCGGUCUGGACGAUUUUUUUUUUGGGUCUAUUUGACACCAAUGCGUCUCUUGGACGAAGACAAUUUGUAUUUUUUUCUUUCUGUAAAUAGUCAUUAACAGCCCAUCUUUUUUGCGGAAUAUUAAGACCCUGGAUAUUUAUAGACGCUAAUUUAAUCAUAGCAAUAUCUCUUCCCAAAUAAGUCUGAAAACCUCCCCAGACCGACUUGUUUACUCGCCAUAAUGCCGAAGAACACACACAGACUAAAAAAAAAAAACCUUUUUACCAAAGAAUACAUACACAUGCAAUAACCACUGCUAUCAUACUGGAAGUUUUGUCUAAAGGCUUCCACUCUACUUCCCUCUUGUGUGUAAUAUUAUACGCAAACUAAGUUCUACUGAUAACUUAAAGCGUCACGGUCAUGCCGAACUUAGCUUUCUUUAAUCAAUUCCUCUACUCUUCCUCUCUCAGGAUCUGUUCAUUUCUUCCUGUCUGCACUAGGGCGUAGGUAGAGGUUUGGUAGAGGCUUAUUCAUUUUUGUUUUGGGUUGGAGGGUGGGUAACUAGGGGCUUGGGGACCCAUAGUCACCUUGUGGGGGGUAACAUCAUUUUAGCGCUCAGGGGUGGGGGAGGUGGGGACAAUUUGACGUUCCCCACAUUGUUAUUUAGGGCCGCCAGCCGACGCUCAGGGGUGGGGGCUGGGGUGAAGGACAAUUGGUCCCCUCCCCCUGCUGCUCAGGGUUGGGGGCCGGGGGGAGGAAAAUAGGUCCCCCCCUCACUCUCAUUUAGGGCUCACCACUCAGAGGUGGGUGCCAGGGGGGAGGGCAAUAGGUCAUCGGGCACCCACCCGCUGAUCAGUGGUGGGGGCCAAGGGGGAGGAUAAUAGAUCCCUCUCACCUAAUUGUUAUUUAGGACCCCCACCUGCCGCUCAGGUCCACCUUCAGUUUAAUAGCCCCCACUUGCGCGGCACAGGUGGGUGCUCGGGAGGGGGGGAUACUAGGGUGUUUUUUUUUUAACAGUAAGAAGCCACUGGCUGCUCAUUGUUUAGUAUUCAUGCCCCUAAUCGCGACAUAGCGAGUAGGGGCAUAAUUUACCAAUCUUAGGUAAUCUUUACUUAGUAUUAGUAUAUUUGGCUGAAAUACCAAUUUAGGUCUUUCAGGAAGUUUAAUUCAUUUGAAUGAAAUUUCGAUAUGAAAAAGUCCCGAAUUGCGUCCUAACACGAAUGGAAAAACUGUUCUCAUUCUGUUAGGACGCAAUUCGGUAGUUUCACCGGCGUUCUGUCUAAAUGACAGGACGUUCGGGAAAAGUGAAAGGAGACUUCGCGGGAACAUGGAGGAAAGGUGAGAAUUGUGGGAAAACUUUUAUCACUGGAAAUGAUGCACACUUUGCUCCUCCGCUGGUCAGAGAUGGUCAGGCGUAGGAAACCUCCAUAAGACAAAUAGUCCCUACUUUGUCUUAUGUUCUAAAGAAAACUAGAGCAGACCGGAAGAAAUGAAGAACAGAUCCCGAGAGAGGAAGAGAAGAGGAAUCCAUUAAAGAAAGAUAAGUUCGGCAUGACAGUGUCCCGUUAGCCCCUCUCUAAAAGUAUAAAACUGCACUGGUUCCACCACUUUUGUGACAUCAUCGAAAUGGCCGAUUUUUAGCCAAUCCAAGCCUUUCUCAUAGCUAAUAUCGGCAUGGGACGGGGCCAAAUGCCUUUUUGGGCAAUCAGGGACUCCUCAUAGAGACGCAUUGAAUCAAUGCUUCUCUAUGAAGAAAAUUCACCGUCUCCUCCUUACUGUGCAGCCCUGAGCCAGGAAGCCCCUACAGUGGCCAUCUAAGGAGUGGUCACUUGGAGGUGUCCCUAGGGGCAAUGUAAACACUGCCUUUUCUCUGAAAAGGCAGUGUCUUCCUGAAAAUGCAUGAAGGGAGCUAAUAUACUCACCAGAACAACUACAUUAAGCUCUAAUUGUUCUGGUGACUAUAGUGUCCCUUUAAGUAUCAUCCCUCCCCCCCAUAGUGAAAAUUAUCUUGAUUUAUAGGAAUAUUGACCAAAGGCCCGUUGCAUUACACACUUAAAUACAUAUUGUGAAUCACUAUAAACAAUUUAGUGCAAAUUGCCUCUUUUUUUUUUUUUCUCAUCUUUUUAUUGGUGCAAACAAUUGUUCAGACAUUGUGCAACGCAGUGCAUUAUUGACGUGCUAUACCCAUCACAGUCGCAGCUGUGGAGACCAUUACCCAGAGAUUUAGUCCAGCAUAUUCCUUAUGCAAGUUUGGAAUCACUGUAGUUGCUUUCCAAGAGUUUGUGCUCUUUUGGCCUUCUCACAUUGAGAACAAUUGUGUAGUGUGGUGUGACUCGUGUCCUACUUGUGUUAACUCGGUGUGGGUAGGAACCGCUGCUUUGUGGUGCACAUCUGAUAAGCUAUCCGCGUUGCUUUUAGUUUUGUAACAUUUAACUAGGGGUUGGGGGGUACAGAAGGAAAAAAAAGGGAGGGGUUUGGGGGUGCUCUAGACAACACGUUAUACAUUUGUUGAUUUGACCCUAUGUAUGACACUGGUAUAUUUGCCACCGCUCCUGCCUAAACCCUUUUCCCUAUAGCAGUUUAGGCGUCGCAAUGCUAUGGCCCCUGUUCUACCUUCUAACUCACAGCUGGCCAACUACUCCAUUCCCUUUCAUAUCUCUCACUACAACCGUUUACUCUGCUUGCCAUUUUUUCAUAUGCACUAAUCGUGUCCAUUUUAUUUUUUAUAAUAUCUGCGGCUGGAAUUUUGCUGCUCUUCCAACUACCCGCCAGUAUAAUUUUUGCUACUGUGAGGAUGUUAAAGAUCACCUUUCUAUGUGGGUGGGUGGCAAUACCGGGUGCAGUGUGGAAAAUAUAAUGUUCUGGCUUCAUGGGGAGGAUGAAACCUGUCCUACGUAGUAGGAGAGAGUGGACUUUUUCCCAAUAGUUUAUUAGUAGUGGGCAUGUCCAGAAAAUAUGAAGUAUAGUUCCCUCAAUUGUGUUGCACCUCCAGCAUUUCCCGGACGUGCCCGGGUACGUGCAUGCCAAUCUGUGUGGUACUAGGUACCACCUCAUUAGUACCUUGCAAAAUGCUUCCCAGAGCGUGAGGGUUUGCGAUGCCCGUUUCGUGGUUGCCAGGGCCGUCAGCCACUCUGUCGUGGGGAUCUGGAGUCCCAGGUCCACCUCCCACCGAGUCAUGUAUGUCGGCUUAUCAGGAGCUGACGAAGUGACCAGCGCGUUAUAGCAUGCUGACAGUGGUUUUAUAUGUCUUUGGGAGAGUGCCUGUUUAAGCGUCAGGUGGGGUUUUGAGGGGUGGUUAGUACAGUUUUGGAUAUGCGAGUGCACAAUGUUUUUUAUUCUGAGAUAUAGGAAUAUAUCCCUCGCUGGCAGCUGUAGGUCCCUUUGCAGGACGGGGAAUUGCUUCAUUUUGUCCCCCUCUAAGAUGUCCUGGACCUGGCAUGCACCCCCCUCCCUCAUUCGACUCACCAGCAGGUCAGGGGAGAAUGUUUCUAGUGUUGCCAAGGGUGCUGCUUGGAAGAGCAAUUUGGGGUCCACUAUGUGUGGGCUCCAGUUAUUUCAGGCCCUCAGUAAAAACCUUGAGCUCUGCAGUUGUUUCCCUACUGCGGCUUAGGAGUGCCCCCCUGCCCAUAGGUGCUGUUAUAUCGUGAGUGUUUAGGCAGGCACUUUCCAUUGCUAGCCAGAUAGGUCUUUGGAGGGUGCUUGUGGGGCGUAGGAGCCUAAUUCCCUGCGCCAGGACGGUUGCCUUAUAAUAAGCCUUGACAUCUGGCAUACCCAAUCCCCCACCAGUACAUGGGAGCCUCAGAGUACCCCUUGCCACUCUCGGGGGUUUCCGCUUCCACACAUGUGCGUUUAUUGUGCUUUGGAAAAGUUUUAGUAGUUUGGUAGGGAGAGCGAUGGCCAGGGUUCUAAACCGGUACAGUAUAUGCGGCAGUGCCAUCAUUUUAAUAAGGUUAAUGCGGCCUAACCAGGACACCUCAAGUCCUUCCCAUUUCUCGAGUGUGGCUCUGAGUUUUUGUAUGACCGGGUAAUGAUUUUCCCGUAUGAUGGAUUGGGUGGAUUUUGUGAGCUUAAUCCCCAAGUAUUGUAAGGAGUUUUUGCGCCAGUCAAAGGUAUGUUGUGCUUGUAAAAUUGUUACUGUAGCGCUCGGCAGGUUUAUAGGUAAUGCUUGUGUCUUCGUUGUGUUGUUUCUAUAGUAAGAUACCUGUCUGUAUGUGUUGAGUCUGUUCAGAAGUUGUGGUAGUGAGAAUUCUGGAUGCGUUAUAAAAACUAAAACGUCAUCCGCAAAGAGUGCCAGUUUCUUAACGCCCCCUGGAGUAUGGAGUCCCUGUAUCACCGUGUCGUGUUUUAUGAGCCGAAUCAGAGGUUCCAGGCUCAGUAUGAAAAUAAGGGGCGAAAGGGGGCAUCCCUGCCGUGUACCGUUUAUCACUAUUUGGUCGGAUAUGAAGCCUGUGCUAAAUACUCUGGCCAUUGGCUUCCGGUAUAGGGCGAGAAUGCUUGACAGUACUUUUGGGGAAUAUCCCAUUCUGGUUAGUGUCUGUGUCAUGUAAUCCCAGUGUAGGCGAUCAAAAGCCUUUUCAGCGUCUAGCGCCAAUAUCAGGCCGGUCUGGGACGAUAAAUUCGCCCAGUCUAUCAGGUUCAAAAAGUGUCUAGUAUUGUCCCCCACCUGUCUCCCUGGUACGAACCCUGCCUGUUCUUCGGAGAUGAGAUCAGGGAGUAUUUUUUUGAGUCUCGUUGCUAUCAGUUUGGUGUCUGCGUUAAGUAGGGAAAUCGGGCAUAGAUUGGCGCAGUGGGUGGGAGGUUUGUUUGGUUUGGGUAGUUUCACAAUGAAAGCUUCCAGCAUUUCUUUGGGCAUUACCCCUGAUUCGUUUAUGUUAAAAAAUUUGGUGAGAGGAGUGUUCAAGUGUGGUGUUCUCCUUUUCGAAUUGUAGGGAAUACAUAGACCUCCGUUCACCGCUUUAUUCGCCCAGGCAGUAUAUCAGCCGUGCAAACGCCGUUGCUCCAAACCAUGCUGCUGGGUUUGCAGUUUCACCUCGCCGGACUUCCUUUACUUCAUCCCUGGAAUGCAUGCGGGAGCGUACCUACGUCAUCCCAGCGCAACCUGCCCAAAUGAUGGUAUUUUAACACUUUCCAUGUACUAAUUCUACUACCAGUCUUUGUCAAACUUUUGGCUAGUCAUUUUUGUGUGAUAUUUUUCUCUCACAUUGUACUUUAGGCAUGGAUUAUGAGUUCAUGUUAGGUGUUACUGACAAAGAACACCCCGAUAUGUGUUCAGCAACAUCUCCUGAGUACAGUGAUACCACAUAUGCAUAGUUUUGUUGGGUUGUUUGGGGGAUGCAAUGCCAAACUUCUGACGUGUUUUUCAAAUUUGCCUAUAUUCUUUUUGGGAGCCUUUUUAGAUAUCUCAAUUUAUUUUCUUGCCAUGAACGUGCAUAUAUUUAUUUAAGAAGUUGACACCCCAAGGUAUAUGGAGUGUUUUGAUGCCUUUGCUGCAACCGUUGUAGACAACGGUUCUUUCUGAUUGUACCGCAUGCUACUGUAUCAAAACAAGUAGCAUGCAGUAGCUUGAACAAAGGGACACAUGUCUAAAAAUUGUCCAUAUACAAGUGGUACUCUUUGUUCAUCAGGGGGAAUAUCAGGUCCCAGACGAUCUUGCCGCUGGUUCCCAUAUGUUCUGGACAACCUCGAGGGUCAAGGUGGCUAUCCUUUCCCUUGUACAUCCGGAAGGCUUGAGUAUACCCAGUCUUGCUCUCACAGAGCUUAUACACCUUUACGCCAUAACUGGAGCGCUUGGAAGGAAUAUAUGGCUUGAACCCCAGCCUUCCCUUAUACUUUAUCAGGGAUUUAUAAGCCUCUGCAAACCUGGCAGUGAAGGCGGACGAUUUUAUACAGUCUGUCAAACUGGGGAUGCUCCAUAGGGGAGCACACAUUGCUGAAGUGCAUGAAAUGUAGAAUCAUUUCAUACCUCUUCCUUGACAUUCACUGGGAGUUAAUGGGGGUAGAGCAGAUGGGACUACUGCUCCAGUAGGAGCGGAUGGAGAGCUUCUUUAUGAUGCCCAUCAGCAUAGUCAAUGCCCAUAAUUUUUUUUAUUUUUUUUUAUUUUUUAUUCUUGCACAUUGAUGGUGGCCCAUUGCUGCUUUGCAAAAAAAAAAGUCAGGCUUUGAAGCACAGAACUGAUGGGCAUAUUAAUUAGUUUGGGCAACAAUGUUCCCCAAUAAAUCAUCGCCAAGAAACCCCUACAUAAACUGUUGUGGGCUAAAUCCUGCGACAUCCACAUUGAUGGCAGGAAUUGCAGUGAAGGGUGGGAUAUCUGGCCUCUGGCGAUGAGGCGCUACCCACUCCUCAGCAGUACUGCCAACUGGAGCAGCACCUCUCCUUCUGGCAGGGGAUAUAGAAGCCACAGAUACAUCACUAGCAGCAGACACUGUAUCUAGUUAGGUAUCUGAGCACCUGGCAGGGUCAAAUCAGGGUCUGAGUUAUACAUAGACACGUCAGACUAACCUCUGUGACAUGAUCACAAUCACUUUAGUGAUCUACCCCUAAAAAAAUGCACAGACAGAAAAAUGUGUGCUGCUGUGCAAGAGCCGGUGAUUUAUAGUGAUCAAUGGCAAGAUGGGGGUUAAUGGCUUUAAAAUUUUUACAAAUCCCUACCUACAACUACCUAAAUCUCUCUACCUAACCACAGAUAUCUCUCUCACUAAAACACAAGUGAAGAUAGGGAGGGAGAUCCACACUGAUCAGAGUCAAUAUUUACUAAUAUUGACCUGAUCAGACAAAUCUGGAUUGUAGCGAACCACGGGUUACCCGACCAGUUGCCUCUGCUAUUUUCCUUCCUUCAGCCCUUCCUGAACCCUUACAACAAGCAGGCAUCCAUUUUCCCCCCCAGUAACUAGACGAAACACAGUCCUGGAGGUUACAACACUGACUGACUUUGUUUAUUUUGUUACACAUGGUUUUACAGACACAGACCUCUACAUGGGGUCUCCAACACAAAAACAGGGGUUUCAAUCACAAGAAGCUGCAGGGUGAGGGAGGAAGGACAAUACAUCUAGGUUAAACUGGGCUGGCAGUGUCUGUGGUAAUGUCCUGCUGUGACAGGAAAAGGGAGGGGGAAAGGGGGAGAGACACUGACAGCAAUACAUUUCACUUCUGUACUUUACAGAGCUGCUGCAUAUACAGGCAUGAUACACGAAAGGCAUAGAAAUACAUGGGGAAAUACAGAGGGACCACACGAUACAAGGGGAAAACACACAAAUAUGCAGUGGUACAUGGUCCGUCACACAUCUCCCCCUUGUCCACCCCCGGCAGCUGCAGCAUGACUCACACGGGUCAGCUCGCUGCUGCCAGGAGGGGGGACACAGUCUUUUAGUGCCAUGCCCUCAACAGUACUUGUCCCCGACCAGCCUCUACAGUCCUGGGGUCGGGCCGGCGUUGCACCCUGCAUCCUUCUGGGUGUUGUUGACUUAGACAAAAGUCUUUAGUCCGGGAGGCCAUCCAUGCCAGGCUCCGGUCCACAGGGGUCUCUGAGCCCAUAACAACCGCCAUCCAAACAAGUGUGCCGCCCCCCCUCCACCCCGGCCCUUCCAUCACCUGGGACUGCUUGAUUUCCCCAGCUGGCCGAGGAUGAUGGGAGUUGUCUGUCGCGGCUCUGCUUCCUGUAUCUCCCUGGAGACUUGGCUGGCUUCUGGGGAGGAGAGCCGACUGUGCUCUCCCAUUGAUGCUGCUUGGGAUAUUGGGGAGGGGGCGUGCAAUCCUCCAUUUCCCCCUGGAUCUCACUCUGCUGCUGGGGAGUAAGACCUACAGUCUCCACUCCCACAAACUUACUCUGCCGCUGGGGUACAAGAUCGGUUGUCUCCACUCCCUGCACCUCACCCUGCCGCUGGGGAAGAAAGACUGAACACUUCUUUCCCUGGACCUCCUGUGUGAAGUCUUUUAAGUCUCCAGUCUCUGGAACCUGCUUCUGGGAAACAAGACAGAGUGUGUCUAUUCCCUGAACCCCACACUGCCGCUGGGGAGGAGGGACGGAACUCUUCUCUCCCUGUGCCUGCCAUUCUGCUUGGUGCUGCAGGUACUCGGCCGCUAGUUUCCUCGUGCUGUAUGUAUUUCUUGGCGGGGUUAAGCCCAAAGUAAGCCAGCCUCAUCUUCAGCCUCUGGUCCAACUCCGUUUCAGUGUAGCUGGGCGCCAUGCUUAUUCAAUUAACGGGUCGAUGGUUCAUUUAAGCUGGGAAGUAUGAUCCCACUGCUUCUACCAAUUGUAGCGGACCACGGGUAACCCGACUGGUUACCUCCGCUAUUUCCCUUCCUUCAGCCGUUCAGGAACCCUUACAAAAAGCAGACAUCUAUCUUCCACCCCUCCCCCCGUAACUGGACGAAACAGUCCUGGAGGUUACAACACUGACGGACUUUGUUUAUUUUGUUACACCUGAUUUUACAGACACAGACCCCUACAUGGGGUCUCCAACACAAAGGGUUUCAACCCAAAGUAACUGAAGGGGGAGGGAGGAAGGACAAUGCAUCUAGGUUAAAUUGGGCUGGCAGUGUCUCUGUGGCAACGUCCUGCUGUGAGAGGAAAAGGGGGAGAGACACAGACAGCAAUACGGGAUCAUUGUAAUAAUAAAUAUUAUAGGGCAAGCUCUGACUGGAUGACCCUAGUCUGCCUCUAUGAUGAGGCUGGCUAGGGACACCCCCAGAAGCUCCAUGAUACACUGCCUUUAGAAAGGCAGCGCCAUAUUGGAAGCCACAUGGCUGGGUGAGGGAGACUAAUACAUUUAUUUUAUUUGUUUUUUUUUAUUGAUUUUAUUUGUUUUCAAUGAGUGCCCUGACCCCUCGAGGCACACAGGCAGAGCAUAGAAAGCCUGCCUAAUAGCUUCCGAUGCUCUGCAGUAAGAACACUAUAAAGUUUUAUUAAAUUUUGAAAAUUUAAACUAAAAUAUUUUUUUUCAAUGUGAGUUUAAAAACAUUUUUUCCAUAACAUCUAAGAACGUGAGGUAGAAAAUUAUUAAGUGUGAUGAUUUGAUACAGAAGGACUUGUGUGUAGCUGUGUGUCUGUAUGUGUACCUGUAUAGAAAAGGUGUGUAGACUUAAAGGAACACUAUAGGGUCAGUAACACAAACAUGUAUUCCACACCCUACAGUGUUAAAACCACUAUUUAGGUCGAUUGCCCCCUCCUUUAAUCCCCUUAAAAAAGGUUACCUUAUUUCGGGCACUGUGCUGAUCCGCCGGCGCUAAUCCCGCCAUCCCCCAAUCCGCCUCCUUGCUAACAUAAUCAAAAUGUAUGAUUUUUAGCCAAUCCAAUGCUUUCCCAUAGCGGCCAAUCUGCAUCUUUUCUGUCCAGAUCUCAUUAAAUAUGGGUUUCUUCGCGUCCAAUUUGAACUGACGCAUGGGCACACCUCUUCAUUGCAUCGCACACACUUAUGCACAGAACAUGCGUCCUACGACACAACUGAUGGAGGGGUCCGCUGUGUAUGCACACCAAACCUGGAACGCAGAACAACUUUAUUGGCAUUCAGGAUGUGAUCACAAAACCACAUAAUUAUCCACUUGGUGAGAAAGUUGUUUGCGGUCACGUCUUGUAGCAAAAGAUGGGUUUCAGCGCUAAGUAAAUAAUCCCCUUAAAAGUAAAAAAGGUGCAUACAUAUGCAAAAAUGGAAAAAUCAUACAGAAAAAGUGUCCAGAAUGUAAAAUACCGUAACAAAGUCCUGCAACAAAAAAAAAAAAAAUCCAAAUAACGUUGUGAUAUGUAGAGAUUCAAAAGCAUGUAGAAAUACCUUAGAAAAAAAGAAACAGAAAAAGAUACAUAGCGUGAUACUGUAUCAAAAAUUUAUUGCCCAACAUAAAAAUGAGAAAAAUCCCCCCCAACUUCAAAACUCUUACAUUAGAUAAAACGUGAUACUCAUCAUAGUAGAUUUUGCCGAAAAAGUGCUUUCAAAGCCACUCGUAUUCUUUCCUUAGAGACAGCUGCUCUCUGGUGCACUCAGGAGGGCUGCCCGUGAUGUAGUCUAUGGAGUAACGCUGGCUGAAAGUCCGGCUUCUGUCGAGUACUUCUAAAGUCUGCCACUGGUAGAUCUGGCAGAUAGACAAUUGUAGCACCCUAUCCAUAGACUACAUCACGGGCAGCCCUCCUGAGUGCACCAGAGAGCAGCUGUCUCUAAGGAAAGAAUACGAGUGGCUUUGAAAGCACUUUUUCGGCAAAAUCUACUAUGAUGAGUAUCACGUUUUAUCUAAUGUAAGAGUUUUGAAGUUGGGGGGGAUUUUUCUCAUUUUUAUGUUGGGCAAUAAAUUUUUGAGACAGUAUCACGCUAUGUAUCUUUUUCUGUUUCUUUUUUUCUAAGGUAUUUCUACAUGCUUUUGAAUCUCUACAUAUCACAACGUUAUUUGGAUUUUUUUGUUGCAGGACUUUGUUACGGUAUUUUACAUUCUGGACACUUUUUUUCUGUAUGAUUUUUCCAUUUUUGCAUAUGUAUGCACCUUUUUUACUUUUAAGGGGAUUAUUUACUUAGCGCUGAAACCCAUAUUUGCAUUUGUUCUUUGGAAUUGGGAAAAUUCUUUUUGUUUUAGCAGCUAUUACUGUUUGAGUACAUUGGGUACUAUUUUUAUUGUUUUAUUUAGACCAUAUAUAGACUAUUACGCAAGUCUUUUAUUUGUAAUACAUGCGCUCUCUUUUUGAUUGUUUAUAUUGUAACAAAAGAUGCUUUUUUUUUUUUGGUGCGUAAAAUAAAUGUUUAUGUAAUCAAUCUACAGCUAUAAGAUUGGUAAUAUUUUGUGCAUGCAUUAUAUUAAGCGCCCUCCAGUGUAUAUUUGAGAUAAUGUUUAAGUCUACACACCUUUUCUAUAUUUGUUUUAAGGUCUGUUAGGAGUGGGCCUCUGAGUGUCUGCUUUUAUUUAGGCACUCACACGUGUAAUUUCCAUUUUCCAUUUUUUUGCGUAUUUGUACCUGUGUCUGUUUGUAACUGAGUGUGUGUGUGUGUGGCAGUGCGUACAUCCAGGCAUUCAUACUCCCUACUCCCUCCAUGACCCAGAGCAAGUGCAUAUGUGUAGCUUUGUGUGUAUAUCUGUAACCGUGUGUGUGUAUAUACCGUAUUUACUCGAGUAUAAGCCGAGUUUUUCGGCACAUUUUUUGUGCUGAAAAACCCCAACUUGGCUUAUACUCGAGUCAAUGUCUGUAUUGUGGCAAUUUAUAUUGCCACAAUACAGACCAGGACCGCCGGGCUCAUUACAAGCCCGGCGGUCCUGUUGGGGGCUGACAGUGAGCGGUUACUUACCUUCCUGCAGCUCCUGUCAGCUCCCUCCUCCUCCGUGCAGCUCCCCGGUCAGCUCCGUUCUGCUCACAGUGUAAGUCUCGCGAGACUUACACUGUAAACAGAACAGAGCUGACCGAGGAGCUGCAGGAAGGUAAGUAAGAGCUCCCUGUCAGCCCCCCACUGAACUGCCAAUGCCACUGGACCACCUGGGAUUCAGUAUUUUAUUUUAAUAAUAAUAAUAAUAAUAAAAUAUUAUUAUAUUAUUAUUUUAAUAUUUGCAUUAUUGUCCCCUCUCCCUGCUUGUUGCCUGGUCAGGGAGGGGGGACAAAAAAACAUUAAAAAAAAUUCAAAUAUUAAAAUAAUACUAAAAUAAUAUAAUAUUAAAAUAUUAUUUUAUUAUUAUUAAUUUAAUAUUUGCAUUAUUUUUUUUAAAUGUUUUUUGUCCCCCCUCCCUGGCCAGGCAACAAGCAGGGAGGGGGGGACAAAAAAAUAUAUAUUUUUUAAAUAAAUAUUUUUUUGUCCCCCCCUCCCUGCUUGUUGCAUGUGAGUCAGUGACUGUGUGCGUCCAUGUACUUUUCAAGAGCAGUUCGCAAAAGCAAUAUAUACUUAUAUUAUUAUUCAAUCAACAUUUCAGAUGUUUGUCCAUUACUGAAAAACAGUUAUGUGAUUGAAAACAUUGACGGCAUACUGUUGCAGAUCUGCAUAGAAUAAGCAGUUUUUUAGAGUGAUAAACAAAAAACCUCCGAUAUUUUUUAAUGUGCAUGGGGAUUUGGGAUAGUAUGCAAGUAACUUAAUUGUUUUUUCUUUCAUCAUAUUGGGGCUAAUGUGUACUAGAGUCAUUGCUGCCACCCAGAAGCAGUUGGAGUUUGAGCGCAGGCCUUAAUUAUGUAUGUUUGUAUAUGCUUUUUGUAUUAAACCACCAUGUUAAAGUGCUGAGAUCCACCACCAUGUGUUCCCUAUUAAGGCUUAAUAAAUGUGUUUGGGUUUAGAAAAAUAGCGCUCUCUGUCUUGUUACAGACCUUGACUAAAAAGAAAAAGUAAAGUGAAUUGUUGGUGUAGGACGUGGCAUGUGAGCUUACAUUUUAAUGGCUAUUGGAGUAAUACUAUUUAUAUCCCCAUAAUCAUUUCAUUAAGAUUACAUGUUUUCUGAGUUUAAAGAAUCUCUUUAAGACUUUUCUUAGUGUUUCUAAUAAUAGCUAGACAGAAGUGAUUGUAUAACGAGUCUGUACGCUUUUAAAUAAGUGGAUUCAUCUAUUUGCCUAUCUGUGAUCUAUCAAUUUAUCUUUCGGCAGCAGGAAGCAGUCCAUUGGAGAGCCCAAGAAAUUUUUCCACCACUGCAUCCGUGAACUUUCCCUUUGCUCGGAGGUAUUUUUCUUUUCUUCUUCUUUCCAUAGUUUGUUGAAGCAUUUAUUAAAUUUGUUGUAGAAGGUAACAUGUUUGGAAUAAUCUGAAGGCCAUACAUUUUAACUGACAGAUUUUCUUUCAUUUAUCUGGCUUUAAAGGGAAUGGGGCUUUCUUAUUGGACCAGCAUAAUACUUAAGACAAGCUUUUGAGAACAUUCAUCUCUUCCUUCGAUAUUGCUUCAGACCUGAGGAAUAGAGUAAACUUGAAUAAAAGCUUGUCUUUUAGUAUUCUGUUGGUUCAAUAAAAAAGGUGUCAUUGCAUACUUCAAUACUCUGGUAUUUUGGCAUCUUGUCUGCUGGACUAAUAUGGCUAUGUAUAUAAUAUAUACAUAUACUGAUCAGCCACAACAUUAAAACGAGUGACAGGUGAAGUAAAUAACAUUGAUUAUAUGGUUACAAUGGCACCUGUCAAGGGGUGGGAUUUAUUAAAGGGAUACUAUAGUCACCUGAACAACUUUAGCUUAAUGAAGCAGUUUUGGUGUAUAGAACAUGCCCCUACAGCCUCACUGCUCAAUCCUCUGCCAUUUAGGAGUUAAAUCCCUUUGUUUAUGAACCCUAGUCACACCUCCUGCAUGUGACUUGCACAGCCUUCCAUAAACACUUCCUGUAAAGAGAGCCCUAUUUAGGCUUUCUUUAUUGCAAGUUCUGUUUAAUUAAGAUUUUCUUAUCCCCUGCUAUGUUAAUAGCUUGCUAGACCCUGCAAGAGCCUCCUGUAUGUGAUUAAAGUUCAAUUUAGAGAUUAAGAUACAAUUAUUUAAGGUAAAUUACAUCUGUUUGAAAGUGAAACCAGUUUUUUUUUCAUGCAGGCUCUGUCAAUCAUAGCCAGGGGAGGUGUGGCUAGGGCUGCAUAAACAGAAACAAAGUGAUUUAACUCCUAAAUGACAGUGAAUUGAGCAGUGAAAUUGCAGGGGAAUGAUCUAUACACUAAAACUGCUUUAUUUAGCUAAAGUAAUUUAGGUGACUAUAGUGUUCCUUUAACACUAUAGUGUCCUCAAAUUUCAUGGGCAAGCGUAAAGAUCUGAGUGACUUUGACAAGGGUCAAAUAGUGAUGGCUAGACGACUGGGUCACAGCAUCUCCAAACCGGCAAGUCUCAUGGGGUGUUCCCAGUAUGCAAUUAUUAGUACCAACCAAAAUUAGGAAGGGCAACCAGUGAACAGGCAUCAGGGUCAUGGUCGCUCAAGGUUGGUUUAUGUAUGUGGGGAGCAAAGGCUAGCCCUUCUGGUCCAAUCACACAAAAUAGCUACUGUAGCACAAAUCGUUAAAAACCUUAAUGCUAGCCAAAAAAUGGCCGCGCUUGCAUUUGGAUUUCCCCAUAGGAAAGCAUUAUUUAAUGCUUUCCUGUGGGGUAAAAUCGGACGCUGGAGCUCCUCAUGCAGAGUGUGAGGAUGUCCAGCUUCAGAUAACGGACCAAAGGUCCGUUUCAAUUCAUUAUGUACUUCUAGUGGCUGUCUGGCAGACAGCCACUUGAGGAGGGGUUAAUACUCAGAGGCAAUUAAUGCAGUUUCUCAGAAACUACAAUAAUUAUCAAUGUAGGGUUAAGGGACAGGGGACAUUGCACCCAGACCACUUCAAUGAGCUGAAGUGAUCUGGGUGCCUGUGCCGAACCGCCAGUAUAUCGCCGCCAUGGAUUCCCUUUCCCCAAGUGAAGUAGCUCUAUCGACCAUGAGAGUAACCAUCGCUGGUAUAGCCUUUUCAUCGACACAUUAGUCGAGACUGAAUGCUGGGAGUAGAUCUGUUUAAUGCAGGCAAGCGCUCUCAAUUUACACAUACAGUAAACUCCUCCCUGUGCCUGAGAGAUAAUUGAGUCAGGAAACUUAAAACUCUCUCUCCCAGGUACAGAAAAAUAUAACAAUUUUUCAACACCCCAAAAGUACCUCCAAAAUACAUGAAAACCCCUCAAGAGACACAUCCUCGGAUAGCCCUGAUCUUAGUGCUUAACAACUCAGAUUGGUUCGGUGGUUUGGAAUUUCCAUCAAGGUACAGUUUAGACCUGCCGGCCACGACUUAGAAAAUCAAUAUAGUUACAGAGAAAUCGUGGCAACAGCCGGUCUCAGUUUGAGUUUUUUUUAUACGAAAGCAAUUUACAAUGUCUGAACUCUUUUAGUGCCUGCAAGAAUGCUCCUCCCGAACGCAGUUGAUGUUCACGGGAGUGCCAGGCCGAAAUAAGUUCCAGGUACCGCUGCUUGAGUUCGGGAGACAAGAUGGCCUUCAUUCUGUCGACCAUGUGCAUUCAGUUACAUGGAAUGGCGGCCACCCCGGGGAGCCUUUUAGUAUAGUUUCCAUUGUGGUUUUGUGGAUACUUAGUGUUCCAAAUUCUAAUGAGAUCUUGGGUUGGUCCUCAUUCGGGAGCCGAAUUAUGUGGGUUCGAACAAGCAAUUGAACAGAAAAGAAACUAAUGAUACCAAACCAAGUAAUAUGGAAUUCCUUCACAGUGCCUACCCUUUAAUGUGGAUGUUACUUUGACACGUACCACCUACCUAGAAUUGUUUCAGAUCACGUACAGCCCUUCAUUGCAAUAGUGUUGCCUGAUGGCAGUGGCCUCUUUCAGCAAAAUAAUGCACCCGGCCACACUGCGAAAUCUGUUCAGGAAUGGUUUGAGGAUCAUGACAUAGUGUUAAAGGUGUUGCCUUGGCCUCCAAGUCUAAAAUAUACUUAUCCAAAAGAAGCACCCUCAACUGGUUUAAAUGGUGAUAUAUCAUUCUAUUUAAUAUACCUCUCAAAUAUCCAUGCUCACAAAUCCAUUUCUGGACUAAAAUAUUGUCAUCCUGUAAUUUUCCAAGGAAGUGAGCAGUGGGAACAUAACAACAAAGGAAUACGGGUCUCAAAAAAUUAGGGAUUUCUAUGGAGUUCAGAAGUUAGGCCAUCCAAGGUGCCAGACCUCUGUCCGCCUCCGCCAAGCUGGACCCACACAAUGAGUUCCGUGUCACAGUGGACACUCGAAGACCCUGGCAGUCCUCUCCACCUCCCACAGAGUCUGUAGACCAACUGCCUCCUGCACGUCUGCCGUACCACCAAUCCUACGGUGGAGAUGACUAAAUAUGCGGAGCUCAGUCUGCGCCUUGCCCUCAUCGGGUGAAGAUUAAGAAAUUUUUUUAGCAUCUGCUUUUUUCGUCGGGUUUUUUUUUUUUUUGUGCUCAGGUUUUUUAUUUUUUACAAGUUCGGGUAUUAUGGUUUUUAUUUGGCCUUUUUUGGGGCUGAAAAAUGAAGAUUUUAGAAAAAAGACCUCAAAUGGUAAUUUUUUUUUAAAUUUAUUUUUUUAUACAGGUACUUGGUUCUUUUAUUCCCCCCUCACUAUUUUUUAGGGUGAGGGGGGUAGGUAGGGGAUUAUUCAUUUUUGUUUUGGGUGGGGGGGUGACUAGGGGCUUGGGGACCCCUAGUCACCUUGGGGGGGGGAAAUUUUCAAACAAUAGGCCACCUCCCCAUUGUUUUUAUGCCCCCCCUGCCGCUCAGGGGUUGGGGUUGGGGGGGAGGGCAAUAGGUCGUCCCCCCUCAUUGUUUUUAUAGCCCCCACCCUCCGCCCAGGUGUGGGGGCUUGUGGGGGGAGGACAAUAGGUCCCUCCCCCCUCAUUGCUAUUUAGUGCCCCCACCCGCCGCUCAGCAGUGGGGGCCGGGAGGAGGACAAUAGGUCCCUUCCCCACAUUCUCAUUUAGGGCCCCCACACGCCGGUCAUAGGUGGGGACGGGGGGGCGGACAAUAGGCCCCCCACAUUCUCAUUUAGGGACCCCACCCACCGCUCAGGGGUGGGGGUCGGGGAGAGGGCCUCUAGGGUGGGGGGCUCGGGAGCGGGGUACUAGGGGUUUUUUUUUGUUGUUUUUUUUUAACAUUGAGCAGCCACAGUCUGCUCACUGUUUAGUUGACAUGCCUCUACUCGCGGCAUAGCAUUUUAAUCUCCCUUAUGCUAUUAUGGGGGGGUUAUAUUGACCCCCAUAGAGUGAGGGAGGACAUGGGGGGGCUUAGGAAGUGGCAGGGAGGACUGCUCCCUGCCGCUUCUAUUUUUAAAUUUUAGGAGGGAGCUGCGCGCCGGUAGCUCCCUCCUUGUAAUAAACUGAACGAACACUGAUAUUCAGUGUUUGUUCGUGUGACAUUUCUAUUGAUUCAUUCAUCUUUCUGACGAAUGAAGGAAUAUAUUAAAUUCCUGUUCGCGUGCCCAAGUGUUUAACUGGGCAUGUGCGGAAAUUUCACAGCGCUAUCUAGUGUGGGCAGAUGACAUGUCCCACAGGGACUUCAUCUACCCACACGAAGAUGGCGGUGCCCAGAACCUAGGUCCGGGCACAAAAUAAAGUUUAAAAACUAGGUAAUAUGGGGGGCUUCGGGGCAUUUGGAGGUCACUAGGGGGUCAAUUAGAUGUAGUGGAGUCUGGAGGGGAGUUAAAAAACAAAACAAAAACGGGAUUCGUCCAUGACAGUGUCGCUUUACUGCAUGUGAGGCGCUCGCCACACAUGUGCGUUAUUUUGUCUUCAUUGCCAACAUCAGUGGAGACAGAGCCUGGAGAAGGGACCUCAGCACAAAAAAGAGUCAAGUGUUUUAAAGUUGUUGUUUUUUUGCUAGAUUUUAACAUGCUUUUCCUCUGUGUUGCUCACUCCUGUUUAUUUGUUAUACAUUUGUAUGCAUAAUUGUUUCUUGUCUCUCUGCCCUCUUUCUCUCUCAUGUUGCUGCCAAUAAUGUUUGCAGUUAUGGGACUCGUGCAGACAGGUAAUCAUCCAAUUUGGAAGUUGCUUCUCUCUCAUUGUACCUGUUGCAUGAAUUUAUCAUGUUUUUAUUUGUUAAAAUGUGAUGCAUGUGACUUCCAGGAUUUUGAAAAUUUACAGCUAUGGAAUUAACCAACAAGAAACUUGCCUUUUAAAGUUCCUAAAAUUGUGGCUCUUGUAUAGGCAUGAUUCUCUCACUUUUGGUCUAAGGGGUUUGAUCUUCUCCAAUAAAUGUUUUUCUAGCUGGGCAAGUGCAUUGCCAGUUUUAACGUUAGUGGCCUUUGAGAAAGCAAAUGGAUAUGGAUAUGAAGAUCAGGAAAAGUGUGAAUGUUGCCUGCUUCAAAUUUUGUAGAAUAUUGAUAAAUGCUUAAGGGGCUAUUAAGCUAGAGAUUUGUGAAGCAAGAAUGUUGUUGUAAAUGUGCUCUUUUCUUGCUUUUUCCUUUCAGAGCUGAUGGUCGUAGAUGGUCACUUGCAUCUCUCCCUUCCUCUGGCUAUGGGACCAACACUCCAAGUUCUACUCUCUCGGUAAACCCCUUCUUGCUCUGAUUUUAAAAACACAUCAUGUAUGGCAUUUAUAAAUACAAUCAAGUCAGUGACUGUAUUGUAACUGUAUUGUUCACUACACAGUGUUCAUAAAUAAUUCUUUUUUUUUUUUUUUUUUUGUAUAAGUGGCUUGGCCUUUAGAGUGAGAAAUUGUGUUUUUAUGUGUGUGUUAAAGUGACAAUAUAAGCACACAAAUUAGUAGGGAUGCACUGGAAUGAAAAUUCUGGAUGUCCUUGGCCGGAAACCAAAACCGAAAAUGACUUUUUUCCCGCAAAUAAUUUGUAAAGUGUUUUUUUUUAUUUAUUUAUUUAUUUAUUUUUAAUAAUUUUAUUAAUAUUAGACUUUUUAAUGAAUUUAAUCUAAUAUGAAAAAUGUUCCCUUCUCUUUUAGUGGUCCCACCCCCUCCUUAAUGUUCCUCUCUCCCCCCUCUAGUGUUCCUCUCCCAUCCCUCUUUUUUUAGUGUUCUUUCCUCCCUCCUCCCUCGUCCCAUAGUGUCCCUCCUCCCUCGUCCCAUAGUGUCCACCCCCCGUCCCAUAGUUUCCUCUUCCCUCCCCGUCCCGCAGUGUCCUCUCCCCUCCCCCGUCCCGCAGUGUCCUCUCCCCUCCCCCGGCCCGCAGUGUCCUCUCCCCUCGGCCCGCACCCGCAGUGUCCUCUCCCCUCCCCGCACCGCCCCAGUGUCCUCUCCCCUCCCCGCCGCCUCCUCUCCCGCCCGCAGUGUCCUCUCCCUCCCCCGCCCGGUGUCCUCCUCCCUCCUCCCUGCCCGCAGUGGCCCGCCCGCAGUGUCCUUCCCCUCCCGCCCGCACCCGCCCGGUGUCCUCUCCCCUCCCCGCCCGCAGUGUCCUCUCCCUCCCCGCCCGCAGUGUCCUUCCCCCCCGCCCGCAGUGGCCCGCAGUGUCCUCUCCCUCCCCGCCCGCGUGUCCUCUCCCUCCCCGCCCAGUGUCCUCUCCCCCCUACAUCCCGCAGUGCCGCCCACUCCCUACCGCCCGACCCGACCCCCCGGUGUCCUCUCCCUCCCGCGGUGUCCUCUCCCCCCCCACCCUCCCCGUCCCGCAGUGUCCUCUCCCCCCCCCACCCUCCCCCGUCCCAUGAUGUUAUUUCAUUGUGAUAUAUAAUCAUCUGAAUUGUUAAUGCAAUUUUUAUUUUUUUUAUUUUUUAAACUUCAGCAAAUUUUACCCUUUUCAGUCGAAAUUUCAGUGCAUCCCUAAAAACAACUUUAGCUUAAUGAAGUGUAUAGACCAUGCCUCUGCAGUUUCACAACUCAAUUCUCUGUCACACCUCCUCUGGCUGUGACUUACACAGCCUGCAUGAAAACUAUUACAUUACAUUACAAAAUACUACAUUCAAUCCGAUGUUAACUUGCUCUAGAAGUUUAUCUCUUGCUCUGUAAAUGUAACUUUAGUUACACAAAGGAGUCUCCUGCAGGCUGUAGCAGGUUAAGAGAGCACGAGAUAAGAAAUUCUAAAUUAAACAGAAUGUGCAAUAAAAGAAGUUUAAAUAUUGACUCUUUACAGGAAAUGUUUAGAAAGGCUGUAUAAGUCACAUGCAGGUAGGUGUGACUAGGACUGCAAAAACCGUAAUUUAACUCCUAAAUGGUAAAAUAUUGAGCAGUGAAACUGCACAAUCUAUACACCAAAGUUGUCUCAUUAACCUAAAGUUGCUUGGCCUAAGUGACUGUUCUUUUUUUAAGGUAGAUUUUUUUUAUUUAUUUUUUCAUGUCCUUAAUUUUUCCCCUAAUUUGAGAUUUUUGCCAAGUCUUCAUACUUUUGUAUAGUCUCUGUAUGAUAUCCACGCAUUAUGUAGCCUUUAUCAAGUGUGUGUGUGUUUCUGCAGUCUUCCUCCUCCUCUCAGGAACGGCUACACCAGCUGCCAUUCCAGCCCACAGCCGAUGAACUACACUUUCUCUCCAAACAUUUCCGGAGCACCGAAAGUGUCACAGAUGAAGAGGGAAGGCGUUCACCAUGUAUGCGUGCUAGAUCCAGAAGCCUAAGGUUAGAAAUUAUGUUCAGCUCAAAAACUAUUAUAGCUGGCUCACAAUGUUUUUCAAAACGUGUCCUGUUAUUCCCCUGCGAUUACGUUUGUUCUGAGUGAAGAAAUUGGCAAUGUUAUUCAUUGGGUUCUUAGUAUAAAGCACACUUUGCAAGAGUCACUUAAAAUUAAAUACAAUCCCCUAUCCGUCUUAAUCUGCUCCCAUUUAAUCCUCCCAGGCACCUAAUAGGGUUCUUAUGAUCACCAGGGUUCUUACACCUAAUACCUUGUUUGGCCGAUGACCUUCCUCUGGACAAUGAAACAAUUUGCAGCAAUCUGUUCAGACUGCUUGCUGGAGUAGUAAUUAAUAACAUCGAGACAGAGCUUUGGUGCAUUCAAAGUAAAGUUUAUUAUGCAAAACGUCAGGGGUCUUAUAGAUAUUUUAUUCAAUGUAUUCCAAUAAGGGGUACAAAACGAACCAGUUUCAUUGUCUAGUAUAUUAUCUGUCUUUUCCAGCUCCAUGACGCAGAGAAGGGCAUAGCUGGACUUGCUUUGUAAUACUUAACCAUAUGUAUGCAGUCUUAGAUGAAGAUCAUUCUUUUUAAACAUCGUCGCUUUAAUCACCUAUUGUAUAUUUAUAUAUGUGUCUGUUAUUUAUCACUAAGAGGGACAGUUAAGGCACCCUAAGACAGCAUAACAGCCUCAUUUAACUUGAGUUGUUAUGGUGCCUCAAUGAGUUAAACUGUUCAGCGCAUAUCUCAACUCCCCCCAAACGGCAUCCAGCUUCUGAAAUUUCAAUUUCAAGAAGCGCAGAGUGCUUCUGGCCAGGGUCGCCGCUGAUUUUCUGAGAGUGGUCAUCUGAUGCUCUCAGCCAAUCAGUGGUUCCCCACUCACAAAACUGGCUUGGAAAGAAAUGCUUGGAACGAACCUGCGUUAAGGAGAGCUGGGGACUGAUUUAUUUAUUUAAUUUUUUGCAUGGACAUUAUACAUUUUUAUGGGGCAUAAUCUGUCAUGGAUCAAGUGGGGAAUUGGGUGGAUGCCCAUCAAGUUUUACCUUGGAGUCAAGCUCCUGUUGUAUUUGAAUCUAGUAAUGCCCUUAUUACAGACAAACAAUAUGUAAAAAUAAAAUUUGCAGUGGUUACACUUAGACAUUUGCAACCCUAUUAUUUACAUAGCUUUUUGUUGGUGUGUUGAUGAAAUGCAUUUCAUUAGGAAAAUUAGAUAAAUGAACACAAGCAUCGGGGGGGGGGGGACUUCUCGUAAUUUACUUUCCAAGCUAUUCACUAAAGUGAGAAUUAGAAGUGAACUCAGAGUGGAUUUCAAAUUUAAGGUCAAAUUUGCCAGACUGGAAAUAUUCUCUAAGACAGCUAUGCUUUUUGGCCUUAAAUUUGAAAUUCACCUUGAGUUCUCACUUUUGUAAAUAGCCUUGGCCGAUGGCCGCACUGCCAAUGUCUGUUAAGGAGUGAGACAGAACAAUUUAGCAAGUACCGUAUAUGAAUACAAAACAUGAAUUAACUUAAAGUAACGUGAAUUGUACGACAGGUGCCAUCUAAUCUCUUCAUCCAGCAUGCUAAAUACAUUACACUGGUAACCGUUUUCUAGUUGCAUUUGCAAUCUUUUUGUUUUGUCUUUUCAGCCCUGGUCGUGCAUUGGGAAACUUUGAUAACGAGAUAAUAAUGAUGAACCAUGUUUACAAGGAGAGAUUUCCCAAGGUAAAAUUAGCAAAUAUGUUUAAAAUCUAAAUUAAUUUUACCUUGUCUCAGAAAGAUAUGGUACUCAAGAUGAACUGCUCAUUGAUGUAAUUUAUAGUUCAUUCCAAUUUGCUUUACUGGUAAAUGGAUUGCAUUAUCCUAUUUUGUUAAGAAACUCAUUGCAUUGUAUCUUUCUGAUUGUUAAUGCUGAGGUUCCAUCUUUAUGGAAAUAAAUAAAGCUACCUACUCAAGUGGAGAGCAUAAAAUUAAAAGACAUAGUUAUUGUGUGUAUCAAUUAGAUCAGUGGUUAUCAAGUCAUUGUCCAAGCUUGACAAAACGAGAUUAGCUGUCAGUUUCAUUGAAGUCUAAUCUAAAAAUGAUUAAUUAUAGUUAUAGUCAUUUUAGUUCAUAUAAUGUUAUAGCAAUAAGCAUCAUGAUAGCCCUUUUUAAUGAUUGUAUUUUAACUAGUUAAAUCAGAAUAGAUCCAGUUACAAAGAUAGUGACUACUUCCUUUUGGACAGGGAUAAGCAAACCAAAUUACCUUAACCACCAACUUCUUGGGAUUUUAAGGGUUACUUAGUUAUUUUAUGGUGGUGAUAUCUGUAUAACCUAAAUCAGUGUUAUCAAACACUCAACUCCCCUGCCAUGGACUACAACUCUCCCACAUAGAUAAUUAUGGGAAUUGUAACCAAAUAACAAGUUUGGGGUGGGAAAGCUGAGUUUGAAUACUCUGACCAGGAACUUUGAUGGUUCUUUGUGACUGGUCUGACAACCACUGUUUCAGAAACCUGAUUUUAACAAGGUCAUUUAUCUUGACCUGUGCUUUAAAACCCAUCCAGGCCACGGCGCAGAUGGAAGAACGGCUGCAUGAUAUCAUCACAAAUUUCUCUCCCAACCGAACAUUGCCGCUGUCUGAUGGUGUCCUGGGCUUCAUUCACCACCAGAUUAUUGAACUAGCCCGAGACUGUUUAGACAAAUCAAAGGAGGCCUUGGUCACCUCUCGCUACUUUGCAGAGCUGCAGGAGAAACUGGAGAAAAUGUUGGAAGAUGUGAGUUGUCCAUAAUAUUCACCAGAUUUUGCAUGAACACACGUGGUAUAAUUUUUACAUUUACAUUUGUUUCUUGUAGGGUAUUGUUUUAUGCUCAUAUAUUAUUAGAAAAUGAAAUAUAGUGCAAUAUGAUAUAGGGGCACACAUUUAACCUACUAGCAUGAUUUUGCAGCGAUAAUAUCUAAGUAAAUUAGUCUUGCAUUUCCAUCAUACGUAGUACUUGUGUGUUAAAGGAACACUCCACAUACCAUAACCACUAACAGCUCGCUGUAGUAGUUGUGAUGCCAGGAGUUCUCUGGCACCUACUUAUUGUAAGGAAUAAAACAAUUUUCAAACUGUUUGAACUCUUACCUAGGGUUGGCUAGGCUCGCUACCUGCUUCCUCUACCAUCUUUGAGAGCCAGAAGUUUUUGAUUAUGGCGUUAUUCUCAGGACAGCUGUUGGAAGUUUCUGUUUAGGAACUUCCUGCUCUCCAGCAAUGUUAGUGUAGACUGGGAGUAGUAAAGUAAAAUGGUUUGCAUCAUUACAGUUGGGACGCACUCUGGCACUUGUGACACCAUAACCACCACAGCAAGCUCUAGUGAUUACGGUUAUGAGUGCUCCUUUAAUGCCCAUUCUGCACAUAUAAAAGAGCACUGUAAUAGGUGUAUUCUCACAGGCUAUAAAUUUUACAUGUAGAAUGAACUAUAUGUGACUGGUUGCGUGUGCAAAACCACAUAUAAAACCUGUAAAAUGUGUUUCUUUCUAUCACGGGGAGUCAUGGGAAAUGCUUUAUUUUUUUGUGUGCAAAAACUAAAGAUUUGAGGAUUCAAAAAUACAGCAUAUGAGUGAGUCCAAAACAUCAAAUGCAUUAAAGAUGUAUUGGUGCCCGAAUUGUGUGCCUUUGAUGAACUAGGGGGAAAUUAUAGUCUUUGCUUCAAACAUCUAAAAGCCUGAGGACACACCUUUAACAAACUUUUCCAGUACAAUUUGCUCAGCAAAUAAGCUUUAUUUGUAUUUAUUUAUUUGGAUACACAUACUAAACAUGAUGAACCCCAUAGUGACAAAUAAUUUUACCCUUUUUUUUUUUUUUUUGCUCAAAUUUCAGCGGGGGUGGGAUUCCCCUUUCUGAUUUCAGCGGGGGUGGGAUUCCCCUUUCUGAUUUCAGGAGGGAAAUCACACCAUGACUUAAUUUUUCCAUCGUGUGUUAAGAUGUUACACCUUAAUUUGUUACUGUACCUUUGGAAACAAAACAGAAUUAUUGAAUGUUGCUGCUUAAACAAGUUGCAUGUAUUUGCUCACUACACACACCUUUCUGUGAUUUAGGCAUACAACCGGUCAGAUAGUGAAGAAGUGACAUUCAUUAUCCAACUAGCACGGAAGUUGCUGAUUAUUAUUGCCCGACCUGCAAGACUUCUGGAGUGUCUGGUAAUGAAAGCAAGCCUCUCUGUUUUUUUUUUGUUUUUUUAAAUAUACAUGGUGCUCUUGUAGAUAUUUGGUAAAAUGACUAUUAUUUAUAUGUAUGGGGGUUUAAAAGAAAACUAGUAUAUGGAACAGUAAAUCAUGCAAAACAUGAAAUGUUUCUGUAUUUUAUAGCUUUGUGUUUAGGUUUUUGGUCUCUCUGGCUAACGCUUCCUGUAUACUUUACAAGCCACAAAAACAUAUGAGUAUAAGAAAGCAUUCACAUAAAAAUAAUUUAUAUGUACAUAUCCAUGUAAUAACAUACCUACAUAUGUAGACUCACAUAUACUGAGCUACUUACAUGCACACAGUCAAGUAGACACACAAUCACAAAUUUAAAGGGACCCUAUACACACCAAAACAACUUUAGCUUAAUGAAGCAGUUUUCAUGUAUAGAUCAUGCCCCUGCAGUCUAGCUAUUCGAUUCUCUGCCAAUUAGGAGUUUAAUCACUUUGCUUCUACAGCCCUAGUCCCAAUUCCCUGCAUAUGACUUGUACAGCCUUCCUAAAUACUUCCUGAAAAAUAACCUAGAUAUUUUUGGUUUUUGUAUUGCACAGUCUGUUUAAUCUAGAAUUUACAGAGCAGUAGAUAAAACGUAUAAAGCUUGUUAACAUCUGAUUAAAAAUGAAACUAAUUUUUCAUGCAGACUGUGUCUAUCACAGCCAUGGGAGCUGUGGCCUUGGCUGCAUGGGCAGAAGCAAAAGUGAUUUCAUUCCUAAAUGAGAAUUGAGCAAUAAGACUGCAGGAACAUGAUCUAUACACUCAGCUGCUUAAUUAAGCUAAAGUUGUUGUCCAGCCACAUGUAGGCAUUGGAUUUGUUCAAUAUCUUGCACAAGCUCCUUCAUGAUUUCAUCCGUGGUGGCAAGCAUAGCAGCAGGUGCUGGGCUAUUACUCACAUAGCUUCUCCCUGUAUUACUCUUCUCCAGGUCUGAUUAGGCAAGAAUAAGCAGCCACUUGCUGGUUAAAAAAGUAAAACCUGCUGCCUUACACCUAGGCAGCAUAGGUCAAAUGCUUUACUUUUUACAGCAGUAACCUUUAGCUCUUUACAAUUAAGGGUUGCAUUUGUGAACUGUAGUGUUUUUUUUCUCUUUGUAUUUAGGAAUUUGACCCAGAGCAGUUUUAUCAUCUUCUGGAGGCUGCUGAAGGUCAUGCCAAGGAAGGCCAAGUGAUAAAAACAGAUAUUCCCCGCUACAUAAUCAAUCAACUUGGGCUCACGAAGGACCCUUUAGAGGGUAAGAUGCAAAUGUGUCACUGAGAGUUACCACUGAAAGUUUAAAAAGGUUCCCAGGAUAUUUAUUUAAUAUCAAGAGAGUCUGCUUUACAGAUUUAUACUUUUGUGUAUACGUUUUAGAUUCUGUUACUAAAGUUGUACUCUCAGUAUGCAAUAUUUUGCAAAUGUCUAGUUUUGAAAUCAUAGCUCACUCCUAACUGCCAAAAAUUAAGGAAACGCUCAAAAACACUUGCCACUGCAGCUCGCUCUUGUGGUUAUGGUGUCCCCAAUUCUAACUAGAAUGUUUUGACAUCGUAUUUGUGUCCCACUGUUCAACACCUGCACUGUUAACCCCUUAACGCAGUUACGGCGUUCUAUGCCGUCCCCAUUUAAAUGGGCUUUAAAGCCAUUGUGGCGGCAUAGAACGCCGUAACAGCUGCAGCCCCCAGAGCGCCUGGGAUACUUACCUCCACCGCGAUCCUUUUCGGGAGGACUGCCUGACAGCCCAGGCAUAUCAGGAUGAUGAAAGUCUGUGAUACAGACUGAAACGUUGAUUUUUAUUUUGAGCUAAUAAAAGCUAAGUUUUAUUCAUUCUACUUGGAAGUCCCUGGAGUGCUAUCUUGUACUUUUGGCUGUAUCUGUUUGCUGAUAAGCACCGGGCAAGUACAUCAAGGAAGGUGGAGUGCAUUACUAUUUUUGUUUUUUAUAUAUGUAUAUGUGUAUGUGUGUGUAUGUGUGUGUGUGUGUGUGUGUGUAUAUAUAUAUAUAUAUAUAUAUAUAUAUAUAUAUAUAUAUGUCAUACAAAGUGUAUUUUAAUAUUAAUAUAAGUACAUAUAUUCGUAUUAAACUACACUUAGAAUGACGUUAUAUAUAUAAUUACAAUAAUAAAUAAAAUAUUGAAACAAAAUCUAAUAUAAAUUGUAUAUUCAUACGUAAUUUCAUUCUAACUGUAUUUUGUUAAUAUAUAUGUAACAAAAUACACUUAGAAUGACUCUCUCUCUCUCUCUCUCUCUCUCUCUCUCUCUCUCUCUAUCUAUCUAUCUAUCUAUCUAUCUAUCUAUCUAUCUAUCUAUCUAUCUAUCUAUCUAUCUAUCUAUCUAUAUAUAUAUAUAUAUAUAUAUAUAUAUAUAUAUAUAUAUAUAUAAAUAUUUGUGUUUAGUGAAGUCUCCCGAGAAUAACAGUACCCCCAUGUACAGGUUUUAUGGUGUUUUGGAAAGUUGGAGAGUCACAUAUAAGGCUUGCAUUUCAUUUUUUUGACAUUGAAAUUUGCCAGAUUGGUUAUGUAGUCUUUGAGACUGUAUGGUAGCCUAGAAAUGAGAAUUACCCCCAUGAUGGCAUACCAUUUGCAAAAGUAGAAAACCCAAGGUAUUGCAAGUGGGGUAUGUCCAGUCCUUCUUAGUAGCCACUUAGUCACAAACACUGGCCAAAUAUUAGUUUUUUGCUUUUUUUCCACACAAAAACAAAUAUGAACACUAACUUUGGCCAGUGUUUGUGACUAAGUGGCUACUAAAAAAGACUAAACAUACCCCACUUUCAAUACCUUGGGUUGUCUACUUUUUCAAAUGGUAUGCCAUUAUGGGGGGUAAUUCUCAUUCCUGGGCUACCACACCGUCUCAAAGGUAACAUUACUAAUCUGGCAAAUUUCAAUUUGAAAAUGGAACGUUCUAUAUUUGACCCUGUAACUUUUCAAAACACCAUAAAACCUGUUAAUGGGGGGUUCUGUUGUACUCGUGAGAUGUCGCUGAUUACAAAUAUGUGCAUUUUUUUUUUUUUUUGCAGCAAAACAGUAUUAUAGUAUUAUGACAUUCACAGCUAAAAUGUCAGACGGAAAUACAAAUAAAAAAAAAAAUCUUAUUUUCUCACUUUUUUUUUAAAUUUUAUUCAUAAUAAAUUAUGUUCCAUAUAUGAAUAGUUAAUGAUACAUUAAAGUCCUUUUUCUCCUGAACAAAAUGAUAUAUAAUAAGCGUGGGUGCACUUAAUGUGACAGCGGUGAAUUAUGGUUGAACAGACAUAUAGCGCAAAUUCCAGUUUUUGUUUACGUUUUGUUUUGAUCAGAACGUGCACUAUUGACUCCAUCCUGAAGGGGUUAAUGCCGGAGUGCUGGAAGUUCCAAAGUUUAACUCAUUGGCUGAGAGCGGUCAAUUGAUGCGUUCAGCCAAUGAAGUGUUUAACUCUGGAGAGCUAAAGUUCAUUCUGGAUCAACUGUUACAAGUAGAGGCAGGGAACACGGUUUGGUAAAAAUAAUCCAACCAUUCAAAAACAGUUGCAAUACUUACAAUGAGGGAGUGUCAGGGUGCUCCAGGGAACCAUAACCAAUACAGUGAGCUAUGUUGCUUGGAAUGUUCCUUAAAUUUAAAUCUUAAUAAAAAAGUAGGUCCAUGCACUCAAUGCUCAAAAGGGCAUAUUUAUUUGGAAUACAGUGUAACCAGCAAUGUUUCGACACCAAGUGGAUGUUUGUCAUGGUUUUUUUUCUUUCUUUCUUCUUUUUUUUUUUUUUUUUGUUUUGUUUUUGUUUUUGGAAGCAGGAAAAAUUGGCAAGCAAAAAGAUCUGCGUGACUUUGACAAAAUGGAAAGUCUUGUGGGGUGUGUGAUCCUGUAUAGCAAUUAUCACUGUCCUCUAGGGUACAAACAUGCACAGUCUUUUGUCUUAAUAAAGUGACUGAAUUUGGAAAAUCCACAGAGGAGGCAGCAGCAUCAGGAACACAACCAAAGAAAUAAUACUGUAACAAAGCCCUGCAAACACAAUCCUAGCUCAUCUGAGCGCUUACUAACAUUCAAUUUCCCUCUCUAUCAAGGGUUAAACCUAAACCUAUCAUAGGUUUCACCAACCUUGUUUAAUAGCAACUUUCUGCACUCCAGUGCUCAGUCACCUUGUUGCUAUCCUUCUGUGCUCCAAGUCAGCCUGCUGCUUCCAACCUCUCUUUACCUGCCUAGCAGGGAGGGGUUUAUUCCUACCGCUGCAGCUGAGCAAUGGGUUGGAGACCAUCCAAAACCCUGGCCUGGACCUUAUUUCUCUCAGUUGUGUAAAACCUGAGUGUAACUUCGACCCACCCUACUCUCCAAAUGCUCCACCCCAGGGACCCAUAACUAAACAUUAAUUUGUGUUGCAUACUCCCCCUGGGGUUAAAUGUCAUAUGCCUUUCUGAGGAAAUUGGCAGAUAUAUAAACACCCUCACAAACAACCCUAUUCACUUUAUCACAGGUGUUUCUGGUAUGCAGUGGUUAGUACGAAUAAAAACGAGCAAAGGCUAACCCAACUGGACCCAUCACAGAAGAGCUGCUGUAGUCAAAUUGUUGAUAAACUGGUCAUGAUAGAAAUGCAUCAGAACACACAGUGUAUCGCAGUUUGUUGCAUAGCCACAGACCGGUCUGUGCUCUGGGCAAUGUUCUUCUGGGAGACAUUGGGUGCUGGCCUUCAUGUGGAUGUUACUGGGACUCGUACCACCUACCCACAGAUGGUUGUAGACCACAUACAACCCUUCAUGGCAAUGGUGUUUCCAGUGACAAUGGACUUUCAGCAGGAUAAUGCGCCCUGCCACACUACAAAAAUUGUUCAGGGAAGAUUUAAGGAACACGAUAAACAGUUCAAGGUGUUGCCUUGGCCUCCAUAUUCCCCAGUUCUCAUCCAAUUGCUCAUCUGUAAGUUGUGCUGGAACAACAAAUCUGAUAAAUGGUGGCCCCAUCUCACCAAUCUGACCAAUCAGAGUGUUGCUGCGGGUUACCACUUCAACACUCUGACCAGGUCUCGCGAGAUACAUGGUCUGCAGCUCUGCACAGUGCGGAGCUUAAGACCGUAAAUCUCCACCGGACCACCAGGGCAUGAAGGACACUUGACCAACAGGGAAUUAAGGUAUUCAAUCUCACACCCCUCCCAUUACCCUCUCCCUCACACUAUCACCCCCUCCCCUUCACACUAUUACUCCCUCCCAGUAUCCCCCCUCCCUUACACCAUCAGUCCCUCACACUUUCACCCCCCUCCCUUUCAGUAUACCUCCUCCUUCCCAGUAUCCCCCCUCCCUCCCAGUAUACCCCCCUAACACUAUCACCCCCCAUCCCUUCCAGUACACCCCCCUCCCUCCCAGUAAAUCCACCUCACACUAUCACACGUGUCCCUACCAGUAUGUCCCCUCGCAGUAUUCCCACCCUCACAGUAUUAACCCCCUCCCAGUAUACCCCCUCCACCACACUAUCACCCCACUUACAGUAUUACCCUCCUCCCUCACAGUAUUUCCCACUCAAGCACAGUAUUACCACCUUCCCCUUCCUCACAGUAUCACACUCUGCCACACUCACCAUCACAUUAACCACUCCAAUCCUGUCACACUCAUCCCUGCUACCAUGCCACUAUUGCCUAGACACACUCCACUAGCCCUGUCACACUCGCCCAUCAAACCAUGUCAUACUCACCCUCCCUCAUUUUCUCACAAACCCUCCCCCCAUCUCCUGUCCCAUUUGCCUCCUUCGUCCUGUCAAACUUUCCCUGCUGCUUGUACCCCUUUACUCACUCUGUCACAGUCACCAGCAGAAGACAUACAUCAUACACACUUUAUUAUUUGGUAAAUGAUUUUUCAAAAGCUUUUUUUGCUCAAACAAAAUUUUCAUUUUUGUUUUCAUUAACCCUUUCACACCAGUACUUAUGUAUACACGACUGCCAGGCUAUGCAACCAUACCCCACAACUGUGUAUAAACGAUUGGAAUAACUGCAAAUUAAAUUUUAAUUAUUGCAAAUUAAUUUUGUUUGCAAAUUAUGCUUCAACUACAGCCAGAAAGCUCACAAUGCAGGGGCACGUGAAGCUGUGACACUGCAAGCUUCUGAACAAUGAAUGCAGAGACUAACUCUUAGUAUCCAGCGCUGCAAGCCCGCCUUUCAAUAUAGCGACUGCUCCUUACACACAUAAAAUACAACCCUUUUAUUUUAUACUUUGGGGCUUAGUGGAGCCUCAUGCUUGAAUUUCGCCUAAAGCCUCAUAAAGCCUAGAGCUGCCUCUGCGUACAAGAUACCACAGGACACAUUCAGAGGUCUUGUGGAGUCCAUACAUCGACGGAUCAAAGCUGUUGUGGCAGCACGAGGGGACCUACGUAAUAUAAGGCAGGUGUUUUUAAUGUUGUGGCUGAUCAGUGUAUAUUCUUCUAUAAUGCAGGAUGGAGACUCAGCCACUUUUUACGGAGUUUUACGGAGUAGUAGCAAAGAAAGAGUUCCUGCUUAAGGCCAUGUGACUGUUUAUUCUAUUUAUUCCCUCUAUUUGUACUCUAACUAUGCAUAUGUUUUCAUGGAUAUACACAUACAUAAUUUAUAAUAAUGAAUCGUUAAUCAUAAUUUGUCUUCAUGCGUGUAGUAAAACUAGCUACAGCAUCAAGCUUAUAAGAGGGUCAUGUACUGAAAAAACAAAACAAUAACAAAAAAAACCCAGAAGUUAAAUAGUCUGCGUAUCGCCAUAUCUAUUUACUUUUAAAUGAGUGUGCUGAAAGGUUCAGACUCACUAGAGCUUCACUAAAUCCCUCUGUGAAUGUUGACCUUUAAUUCAUUUUUUCAGUUAAACACACAAUUCGGCAUUGAGAUCCUCAUCCAACAGUAAAGAUAUACUAUAAUGGAUACAUUUCACCCCUCUUUCACUUAUUUAUAUUUUGCACAUAUAAUCAAUUUUUAAAGAAUAUAUUUUAUAACUUAUUGAAUUUACAAUGCUUUAGCUGCCCCAGUCUGUUUAACAGGAAAAAAAAAACUGUUCACGGAGAGAUGAUUUUAGGUACCUUAGAAAAUGUAAACAAUUAUUUGUAUUUGUGUGCUGUUCAUUAAUCUGUAUUGUGUAUACAUUUUAGUCACUAUGGCAGCACCAUUCCUGCAAAACACAUGUUCCAGGUGUGCAUCCAAUUCCUCUUUGUCUUUGCUAGAAAGUUCUAAAAUUAGUCAUAACCAGAUUUUCAGUGUGUUCUGUUUUAAAAGUUUUUUUUUUUCUGUAUUUUAAUAAAAUCUCUUUAUAUGUUUAUCUGCAGAGAUAGUUCAGCUAGAUCACUUUGACAGUGAAUCCACACUACAGUUGGAGUAUGAAGACCACCAAGAUGUGAGUAAAACAAUGCAUUCCCUACUUAGAAAACAAAAAAAUAAGAAGCUCACUGCAGAGCACACUAGACUGUCUUGACAUACUAGCAAAGUAAGAAAUAUUAGUAGGGAGCUGGAUAUUUUCAUCCAAGCUGGUAAGUGUUGUUUGUGUAAUGAUGUAUUGGCGUUAUUGAUUCCAAUCCAGUGUUCAGAAAUGUAUGGCUUUCCAGCCUUAUAAACAGCUAGCCUUUCUUUCUGUAUUUUUAGGAAAAUGUCUCAAGUACUGCUUACAAAAAGAAACCUGGCGAGUGUGACUUUGAAACGAUCAAGCUUAUCAGCAAUGGAGCUUAUGGGUAAUUUAUGUUUUUGGGUUUAGUGUUUUUUUUUUUUUUUUUUCUUCUUCUUCUUAAAUUAAAUCUGUGAAUGUCAAUUUUACUGUCCCUGAAUGUUUUUUAAUAGUAAUCCCCGCUGUAAAUUAAAGGGUUACCUUGCCUAUAAUAUAGAAGCGAGAAUGUCUUCAUUUUGUUUUGUGUUUUGACACAUUGUAUUUUGCAGUGCUACUGCACAGAAUUGGUGCAAACCUGAAGCAAGGAUCUAAACCCUUUAUAAACUUCUUUGGUCCAGUGUCCUUUCGUGAUUUGUCCUUAAGUAUAUCGUAAUGUUUAUGAUUAUCCUGUUGCCUUUGAGCUUGUUUAUCCCAGCUUUGUGUAACAGUCUCGGCUAUAUUACUAAAUAUAAAAUAUCUAACAGCUGAGUCACCGUGUGUAUCCAUCUUGCAGAUAAGGGUGACGGAAUUCUGGCCCUAAGCUAUGGUUAUUAUAGGUCUGAAAUCUAUGUUUUAAUUAGAAGUGGAUCUGAUAUUUUUAUCAGUUGUGACAGACUUUACUCUAUUCUAUAAGAAAUCGGUAGGAACUUGCUACUACGUGCUUAGAGCUUCUACCCCAAAACUCUCAGAGGUUCUUUAUAUAUCUUACUUUAUGGUAAUAAAGAAAGGCUUCUGUCCCACAUGUUUGAAAUAUAUAUAUAAAAAAAAAAAGUAUUUUUCGACACCAGGGUUAAAAAAACAAAAAACAAAAAAAACAUUAUAUACAUAUAUUGUUAGUGAAUAAAUCUGGCAAUCCAAGAAGGAAAUACUGUAAAUUUUACAUUAAUCCUUGGACGUAUUCAAAUCAAUCCUUGGAUGUCAAGUGAGCAGAACAUAAAAAUUAGCCACUGCAAGAUCAUACAGGCUGGCACUACAAUACACUAAAUCUGAAUAAGAUGCCUUUGCUGUGUAUCCUGCCAUAUGAGAUAAUGAAAAUGGUACUGACAGCCCUUAACUAUACAGCAAAGCAAUUGCUUACACACUGUAUUUGUUGUGUAUUACCUCGUAUUUCUAUAUGGGUUAUUCUAUAUCUGCAAUAUUAUACAAAUAUUCCUUCUGGGAUCAGCAUCAGAAACAGAUGUGCGUAAGGCUAAACGUAAUAGACUAGACUAGUCAUUGUUCAUCCUAUAUUCAUAUGUAAACAAACUCAAGUAGCGUAUACGAGUACACUGUUCCACUUUUAUGACGGCACUCUGAAGUCUUAUCAUAAUAGCUAAACAUUUCCUACAGGCUGGUUAUCAAUAGCUAACAGUAUAUGUUUAUGGGGAUCAAACCAAGAUAUGCGAUUGCAUAUGUUAUGAAUAAAGAGUCUAUAUUGUCAACUCCCAAUAAUACAUAUUGGUUUCUGUAUGUUUUAGAGGAUACUAUUGUGGUGGUCUAAUAUCUUUGCACGUUUACAUGUUUUGAUACUACUUCACUCCCUUUUUUUUUUUUUUCAAUAACAUUCGGUCUGUGUCAUUUUACUUUUAAUGUGGAGUAGAUGCCUAAAGUCCUGAAAUGUUUACUAUACAUUCACAAUUAUGAUAAUGUGUCUAUACACACUAGUCCCUUAGUUGUGGAUCACUACACAGUGUCACCCUCCACAUUUCUACCCCUUCAGUGGUAAAAUAAAAUAGUCCCUACAUUUUAAAUAAAAUAUUACUAAACUAUUGGAGAUAAAAGCUAUGCACAGCCCUCCUAAAUAUAUAUUUAGUAGCAACCUCUCAAAAGGUUUACCAUUUUAAUGUAAUUUGUGAACAUUAUAUUUAAAGACUUGUUUGUUCAUAUCAUUAAAGAGAACAGUUGCAGAUUGCUGGUUUGUCUAGUGUGAAUGCUUUUAUAGUCUUCCGUCAAACCUGGGCUCUCUUAUAAGGAGAUUCUGUAUAGCUAACGUUUGUCAUUUUCUGCAUAGUGAGCCUUAUGUUCUCUCCAUAUAGUGCCGUGUACCUUGUCAGACACAAGGAGACCCGGCAGCGUUUUGCCAUGAAGAAGAUCAACAAGCAGAACCUUAUCCUGCGUAACCAGAUCCAGCAAGUUUUUGUGGAGAGAGAUAUCCUAACAUUUGCAGAAAAUCCCUUUGUUGUCAGCAUGUUCUGUUCCUUCGAGACACGGCGACACCUCUGUAUGGUGAUGGAAUAUGUGGAAGGUAAAUGUGAAAUUCUGAUUGCAACAUUGUUCAGUUUUUUGACAUGGAACAACUCUGCAUUGCUCUGAUGGCUUCUUGCAAAAAUCAGACUACAGUUCUUCCUUAGCUGUGUUUUUUUGUUUUUCAUUAUUUGCUUGUGUUUUUCAAUAAGGAAAGCUAUUUAUGUCACAGUUUUUUGUGAUCAUUCCACUUCUUUUGUUUAAGCUUAUCUCAAUCUCCUUAAAAUAGGGUUAUAAGAAAGUUGAGCUAAGGACAUGCAAGUAAUUGGUUAUGCAUGAUGUGAUCUUAACCCAGAGCAGUUCUUCUUAAAGUUGAUGUAUCUUGAUUGGAAAAAUACAAAGCAUAACUUAUAGUCAGACUGUAAGCUUGUUUGAACAGGGCCCACAUGCAUUCUGUUCUUGUGUGCCUAACUUGUCAUUUUACAAAUACUUGUGUUAGUCCACCUAUUAUGCAGCGCUGCAGAAUUUGUUGGGGAUUUAUAAUUAAUAAUACAUGUAAUAGUACUUUAAGUUAAAAGUUCAGUUUAAAGGAAUACACUAGGGACUAUUACUGCUUUAUUUCAUCAACGUGGUUAUAGUGCAUAGAAUCCCCUGGUGAGGUCCUAGAUGCCUGCAGCCCUGAUCCCAAAUGGCUAAGGCUAAGAUUGCAUUCCACAAUAACCAUAAUACCUCGUACCAGAGAUGGGUAUCAGGAAUUGACUGUGAAGUUCUGUGAGGUGAAGUACCAAGAAUGCCGAUUAAAGCAACUUGUAGGAAACCCUUUAUUUGUUGUUUGUUUCAUUUGACAUAAACUGUUCACAGCGGAGUAAAAUGCUAUAUAUUGUUUGCUUAUAUCAGUGCUUGUCUUUUUUAUUUUUUUGUAGGAGGAGAUUGUGCCACUCUUCUUAAGAACAUGGGGCCACUGCCUGUUGACAUGACCCGAAUGUACUUUGCUGAAACCGUCCUUGCACUGGAAUACCUUCACAACUAUGGGAUUGUUCACAGAGACCUCAAACCAGACAAGUAUGCCCUUUUCUCCUGCUUUGGUUGGAACAAAAAAAGUAUGCACUGUGUGGUAGUGAUCUAUUAGUAUCUCAAGUUAUGCAAUAGUUUUUUUUUGUUUUCUCUCUCCUAUUUCCUGACACUAUCAGGGGUUCCAACUUCACACACACUGACUCACACUCACACACACACACUCACUCACACAGCUUUUCUAGCAGAUUUUGUAAGGUAGCACAUUAAACUAGAGCAGAAAAUAUGGGAAUUCUUAGAACGGGAAAAGGCUUAGAAAAAUCUCAAUAGCUGCCCUUCAGUUAGUGCACGCUCAUAUUUCAGACAGAUUUUGCUGACUUGUGUUAUUAUAGAAAGAACUGAACACAUUUGCAUAUUACACUGAUCCUGCCAAUAAAGGCAGUUCAGAUCCAAAAUGCAGUCAGGCAAGGACGCUGAUAGGAUCAAAAAACUGGUCUUGAGCUCAAAGUUAAUUUGGUUACCCCUUCCUAAGUAGAGGUCCCAGACCUCUACUUCAAUAAAACUCACAGUAAUGUUGGGGGGGGGGGUCAUUUUUAGCACAGUUUAACAGCAAUAAAAUUCACAGUAAUGUGCAGCCCUUAGACGCCACUCUAAACCAGUGGCAUGAUGUUCAAACUUGGUAUAAUACAUUAAUAUGAAUGUCUUCUUUAGUAUUUAGCAUAUCAAAUCGGACCGGAAAUUUUCUGGGGAUGCCCAUAUCCCCUAAAUAAGCACCUCCCCUAGAUCUCAUAAACCACAAUCACAUUACUGCAUUUCUACAGUGUGUCAUUGUGUGUAUUUUGGGAUGUAUUUCCUGGGCACUGGGUGUGUGAAUAUAGAGUGUAUUUCUAUAGAGUGUACUGUGUGAAUAUAGGGAUUUAUUUAUGAGUAGUGUCAGUGUGUGAUUGUGGGGGUUUAUUGAUAAGUAGUGUCAGUGUAUGAUACUCCUAAAUAAACACUCACAUUCAAUGUAUGAAUGUGGAGCAAUAGUGUGUAUAUUUUUUGUAGAGUGCAUGCCACCUAAAAUAUUAGAAGUAUACAUUUUAAUUAAAUCCGUUUUACCCUUUUCUUGUGCCAGUGUGUUUUCAGCAUCUACAGCAUUUUACAAUGAAGUUAAAUAUAUAAUGUAUGUAUCAAAUACGCACAAACAAGCCAUGUCUAAUAUAGAUUUAUUUUUUUGUAAUGUGGACCCCAUAUUUACAGAAUGACCAUUCUUCCAACAUAAGAUUCAAAUGAGAUAGCGUUCAACAUAUGCAUGUCGUGUAAUCCUUCUCGCUCUGUAUUAAAUCAUUAAUCUACUGGUUUUCUUGUAAAGAAUAAUGUGAACUCGCACUUACACAAUAUAAGAAUGUGUUUGAGAAUAGGACUGCUGCCCCUCAAUUGCAACAGCCCUUAAUUCACCUGAAUGCUCUUACAAAUUCACUCACUAAAACAGAGUUCAGCAAUUGUGCAAUGCAUGGCACUCGAGGUGCCUUUUCAAGGCACUCAAGGCUGCCUUAAACAAACAGAUUCUGGCUCUUCAGGAGUCCCAGUGGGACUUCAAAUAUCUGCUAGUGCAAACCGAGCGGUGAUUGCAGGUGGUGAGGGACAAUACUCAAUUUACGCAAUGCAACAUUUAGAGGAAGUGAUCUCUGACCACUUCCUCUCAGCAUUUGUGAAUGGGAGUAGACACUGGAGUAGAGCAGCCUGCAGCCGCUAUCGCAGCUCCUGCCCUUGACCUGUGCCUGGCCAGCCUGAUUACCACUGGACCCCAGAGAAGCCAACCACACUUCUAGAUAUAUACAGAGCUGCAGAAGCCUUCCCCUCAUACAAAUAAUACAAACAUCCCACAAACAAACACAACACACAGUCCCCACUUAACUGACCAUCCACAUACACGCACACAACUCCACAAGCACCUCUCACAUACAUACAAUGUGACAGACAUAUACACAAACCAUUCUACAAGCAGCCCCCAUACACAGCCCACAUUCAUAGGUAUCAUACACCACACCACAAACUACACAUGAACAUAUACAAUAUAGCAGCCCACAAACGCACAAAUACAAAGUUACAAAGCAAUUGUAGUUCCCAUAAAUAACACAAGCACAAUACGGCAACAUACACACCUCAUUAAAAAAAAAAAAAGAGAUCAGCACGCCAAGAGACUUCAAGAUCUUGUUUUGGCACAGUACACCUGCACUAAAGCACUGCUACAUGUUUGGGCUCUUUUUAAUAUCUGGAUGCUUGGGCUCUUUUCAAUAUCUGCACAUGCAGAGAAAUGCCUGCUUUUAUUUAAACGGACACUCAGUUGCCAAUGCUUUUUGGACUCACCUGAUAGAUUUUGACCUAUAAAGAUUUGAGCAUGCAUAAAAUAGGGCAUAUUUAUGAAGCCAAAAUCAAAUUCCUUUAAUUUACAUUGGUGCCCGGAGUGCCCCUUUAAUUAAUGACCCUAAUAUACUUCAUACAUUUGAGUUUAUGAAUUCUUAGACUGCAUUUCUUAUAAUAAAUGUUUUACAACAUUGUUCCAUAGUUGACCUCAAAUAUAAAAGUAUUAUUUAAGAUCUCAUCAUAUAUUUUGCAGACUCUCAUGGCAUUGUAUGAUGUCUUAAAUUUCUUUGCAGUUUGCUUAUCACUUCCUUAGGACAUAUAAAACUUACAGAUUUCGGCUUGUCAAAAAUCGGACUAAUGAACAUGACUACAAACCUGUAUGAAGGCCACAUUGAGAAGGACACAAGGGAAUUUCGAGACAAGCAGGUAAAAGCUGUUGAGUGAAAUAUUUGCCAUUAUAUAGUAUUAGUACUAGUAGCAUCUCCAUAACAUUCCUUAAAGGACCACUAUAGGCACCCAGAUUACUUCAGCUCAAUGAAGUGGUCUGGGUGCCAGAUCCAUCUAGGGUUAACCCUGCAGCUGUAAACAUAGCAGCUUUAGAGAAACUGCUAUGUUUACAUAUGGGUUAAUCCAGCCUCUAGUGGCUGUCUCAUUGACAGCUGCUAGAGGCACUUCUCACUGUGAUUUUUACAGUGAGAAGACACUGCCAUCCAUAGGAAAGUAUUGAGAAAUGCUUUCCUAUGGACUGAUUGACGUCGGGAGAGGGAGGAGAGUUCCCCAAUGCCAAGGGAGCCCAGCGCUGGUGAAAGGUAAGUGUUUAACCUCUUCCUCCCCCUUCAGCUCGGCAGGAAUGGGAACCUGAGGGAGGGGGGGACCUAAAUACCCUAUAGUGCCAGGAAAACAAGUUUGUUUUCCUGGCACUAUAGUGGUCCUUUAAUAAAACUGAUAACAUAUAAUUCAAGAAGCCAGUGUGAAUGUAUUAACUGUGUGGUGUUUUUUUUUUUUUAAAGAACUCAUCCAUCUAUUAUUAUUACCUAGCUUAAAGGUAGCCAUGCACCUUUACUGCUGACGCUCAUCUUUUCUUUUUUUUUUUUUUUUUUGCAAUCUCCACACAUUGUCUGUGGCAAUACUGCAAGGGUUAGCCCUUGUGUUUUGACGCAAAAAAAAUGCUCCAUAUGAAGUAGCGGGGUAAUCCUAUGGAAAAUGAGUAACUUCUAAUAAGAAUAGGGAAAUCUAAAAUGACAUAUUUAUCCCUUCCAUAUUAGGCAUAGUACCCUUAACAAUUUAGACAAGUAUUUAUAUUCUAAUUUGUAACAAUUGUUAGUUAAAUGUUUCACAAAAGUUUGCACUUUCUCAAAACGAUAAGGCGUUUUGCCACUUAUGCAUCUUACCACAGCUUUAUUAAUUCUAAUUUGUAUGUCAAAGUAUUGUGCAAGCACAAAAAAGUUAAAAUAAAAUGUUCUUGCCUUCAGGUUUGUGGAACGCCAGAAUACAUUGCACCAGAGGUUAUUCUACGCCAAGGUUAUGGAAAGCCUGUGGACUGGUGGGCAAUGGGCAUCAUUCUCUAUGAAUUCCUUGUGGGUUGUGUGCCAUUUUUUGGAGAUACCACUGAGGAGUUGUUUGGGCAGGUGAUCAGUGGUAUGUGUAUAAAGAAGUAUGAACAUGUUCAACAUCUAAUCAUCUAACUUUCUUACUUGUCUUUCUCUCCUGUAUUCUACCUUUAUUCUUGUUAUCUCAGUGUUGGGCAUGUUUGUUGUGUUAUAGAUAUGAUUAUCUGGCCUGGUGGAGAGGAAGCUCUUCCUGCUGAUACUCAGGAUCUCAUUACCCGAUUGCUUUGGCAGAACCCAAUGGAACGUCUUGGGACAGGUAUAACCUACACCUUUAAGAGCUAUAAUCCUAUGUUUUACAUAUUUAUUUUUAAAUCCAUUGCAGAUUUAAAUAAUCUCCUGAUAUACUUUCAUUCAUUUUAGAGUCUUGUGACUCAUUUAUGGGCUUGUGGAAUCAUAAUUUAAAAAAUAUAUAUAUUAUUUAAUUGCUUCUACAUUUAAUCUGCUUAUUCACUGUCUUUACGACCCAAUUUCUCACUUUGAAUAAUUCAUAUUGGAUACAGUGCUUAUAUUGGAAUUUACAAAAGUGCUACAGUACAAACUGCAUGCAGCAUCUAAGCUCAUUUGCGCAGGACCCUCAACACACACUGUUCCUGUGAGUCCAACUCGUCUUGUUGCAAAUACUUUUCUGUUAUUUUACCGAUUGUACAGUGUUUUUCAAUUUGUUGGUGCUUCGUAAAUAAUAAUAUACAGUGGAAAGUGCAUUUAACAAAAUUGUUAUAAAAUAAAGUAUGUACACAAGAAGUAGAAUACAGGCGCUAGUAAUAGAUGUCUAAAACAAUAAAGAUAAAUACCAAGAAAUGUUACAGUUAAAAGAAGCUGCACCAAAAUAGGUGUAAAGCUCCAACAAACACUCAUAAAAUACAAAAACUCAAAAUUAAGGUGUGCUGUGUCUUUAAGACCAAAUUUAUAAAAUACCACAAGUGCAAGAUAUAGUAAAGUGCAAAGUGAUAUAAAGUGCACUCUGUGUAUAGUGAAAAUACCAUAUAAGAUUUACUUAUACAUAUAUAUAUAUAUAUAUGCGUCCUCUCCAAGUAUCAUAACCAUGUGGAAGGGAGAGACACAAAAAAACAAUAGUGUAAACCCGUUAAAAGAAACCAAUAUUGGUAAAAUGAAAUGAAGUAUACACUCACAAAGAUAGAGCAGAGAAAGCCUGCUCUAACUAUGUCAGCUUCUUCAAAUGUUCCCUCUUGGGAAAAUGACUGCACGGACUAGACGAUCCACUUCACAUAUUUAUUGCACAACACAGCACAGGUACAGAUAGUCCUCCUUCCUCUAUAUCUAGUAUACGUCCAAGUAUUAAAAGCCGUUCACACAUAGGGGUGUUGACCAGUCCCUCUGUGUUCAGCCGAUACUGCCGCAAGCACAAACUUCCAAAGGUGCAUGGUCAACGUGAUGACGCGUUUCGCUGUAUUCACGGCUUCAUCAGAUCUUAAAAUAAAGUGCAAAUACAAAACCACCAAGAGAAAUGUGAUACACAGUCUGGAACUUUUUCAAUAUCCUACGAUCCUUUUGUAGCUUUAUAUUUCAUAGUGUUGUUUAAUGUGUUAAGACACAUUGUGACACAUAAGGAUAAGGGUAUACAUUUGUAAAUAAUUUAUAUAUCCUUGAUUUAACUUGCAUUAUUUUGUAUGCAACACUACCAUUAAAGUCUACUAUUACCAUUUAUUCACAAUAGAAGUGAGACUUCUAACUGUGGGAAUAUCUCCUUUACUUUGCUUUGUUAAUGUCUGUGAUAUAUUGUAAGUCAAGCCCUUUCUCCAGUACUACUGUUGACACACUACUGUUCGCCUGGCCCCUGUUGACACACAGAUCUGUAUAACUGAGAGUCAGUUAUUUAUAUAUUUAUUUGUAAAUCACAAUACCUCAAUGAAUUAGACAGAUCAAACAAAUUGUCUAUAUUCUCUGUAGGACAUACUACGAAAGAGGAAUUUCAAUGUAUCCUCUCCAGUAACACGUUUAUAAAAAAAAAUAUGAAUAAAUAUAUCAUCCUGGUUACUACGGCGAUCACCUGCUAAAUAAUUCUUAGUACUACCUAUACUUGAAAAAUAGAUUUGCCAGCUUUCAAACAAGUUCACUUACAGAUCUCUAAUUAUAGGAGUUAUAUAGUUAUAAACUUCUUUAUAAACCUAGCAGUAUUAGAGAAACUGCUAUGUUUAUAAUAGGGUUAAUCCAGCCUCUAGUGGCUGUCUCUUGACAGCCGCUAAAGGCGCUUGCGUGCUUCUCACUGUGAAAAUCACAGUGAGAAGACGCCAGUGUCCAUAGGAAAGCAUUGCAAAUGCUUUCCUAUGAACUGGCUGAAUGUGCAUUCAGCCGAUGAUGUCGCUAUGGAGGAGGAGGAGAGCUCCCUGCCCGGCGCUGGAGAAAGGUAAGAUUUUAACCCCUUCCUCUCCCCAGCUCUCCCUUUGAACUUUACAUUGACUUGCAGGUAUGUUUAUACUAGUAGUAUUCAUUAGUUUACUAGGGACAGUGUUCCAAAUGUGUAAACCCUCACACACUUAAAGGGUUACCACAAGCACCAUGACCACUUCACUUAUUUGAACUGGUCAUGGUGCCUGGAGUCUGUAUGUGCAGAGUUUUUGCUAUGAAAUGCUGCAAAUACAAACUCCAGGAACUCUCGGUUUACCCCUUUGCUACACCUCAAACCAUGUCAUUUCAGCGUCAGUAGCCAGCUCCCUUGUGCCACCCUGGGCUGACCUUUGCCUUCAUUCAAACCAGGGGUUGGGGUAGGGGCAGCAUAACUGCUCACUCACUGCCAUGGUUAAGUCUUUAUCCACUUCUUUGAAUAAAAACCAUUGGGAGAUCUUUACAAUGUCCCCCCUUUUCAAAAUAUAUUCCCCAAAUCCUAAACAAGGAAUUGUCCGUAUGAGUUGAACAGGCCGAUAAACCAAAAUUUCCUUUUGUGCUGCAGUUUAAAUCUUAAAUCUUCCUUUUUCUUUCCCGUGGAUUAACAUGUCAGUCACAGAAAAGAAGCAGUCAACCAUGUAAGUCUGAGGUUUAAGUUUGAUUUGAUUUCCAUAGUGCUAUACAUAAGGCAUAAUUAUACAAUAACAGUGAUACACACUCAGUGCAUUUUAUUAACAGAUGAUGGUGUUAACAUUGCCUUUUCUGAAAAGCCUUGUUUGUCUCUUUGUAGGAGGGGCACACGAGGUAAAGCAGCACACAUUCUUUCACUCUCUGGACUGGAAUAGCCUCCUCAGGCAGAAAGCAGAAUUUGUUCCACAACUGGAUGCAGAAGAUGACACCAGCUACUUUGACAGUAAGGGAGCAAUCCGAGAGAUUGAUAUUUUGCAUGUCCCAUUUAUGCAGUCAUUUAUAUGGGCAAGGUUUAUUACAUUAACUGCAGUGCUAAACUAACAUGAGUCUCAAGCUGUCCUCAGAACAGCAUUUUGAUAAACCUCUGCCACGCUCUUGAUGUGUUUCAUUGGUAGAGUAAUAUAGAAGUUGAGUCAUCCAUCUGUUUUUUUCAAUAAUACUUCUCACACCAUUGUGACAUUUAGCGUUGCUCUUUUCUUCUUUUUCUAGCCCGUUCAGAGCGUUAUCAUCACUUGGCAUCUGAAGAUGAUGAGUCAAAAGAUGAGGAGUCUUCAGUGGAAAUCCGUCAGUUCUCCUCUUGUUCUCACAGAUUCAGUAAGGUAUGGAGCCUGCACUGACGAGAAUAUGAACUAAUGGGUCCCUUUUCUUGUUUUUGUUUUAACAUUUAUUUUAUUUAUAUUAUUUGUGAAUACAUUAUCGGUUUUAAAGGCAAGUACUGGAAAAGUAAUACAUGGUAUUAACUACCUAACCUGCGGUAGAGGGAGAUGGUAGAGGAACCAAUAAUGUGAGAAGUGAUGGGCUAUUUGACCCAGUAUAACAAAAGCUUGACAAGGAAAGGUCCCUGCACAGGAAACGCAUGAAUUGAUCUGUUUGGAUGUUAAUGUAUAUCAAAGUCCCAUAGAGGGGUAAAUCAGUUGUUUCCAGAUGAGAUGCUUAGCUAUGUUUAAUGUUUCAAUUUUGAGCGAUUUCUCAUAUAUAGAGGAUCAGGCGCUUGUGUGAUAUAGUUACAUCGGAAGAUUGGUGGGGAGUCUGAAUUAUUUGAUAAUUUUGUGUAACCAAUAUGAUUGUAUUAGUGGUACUCCCAACAUAGAAUUUAGAUCUAUCGAGUGCAAGAAAGGCAUUAAAAAAAAAAAAAAAAAAAAUCCUUUGUAGGUUUUUUUGUAUUUUACUUACUAGGAUAAGUUAGGAUGCAAAUCAUUCACCCACAAAUGAUUAUGGUAUUGACAGAGCCAUUAAAAUCUCUGUCAAAUAAUUCCAUUCAAAAUAGUUAAGCUUUGUCUGGUAAAUUUGCAGUGUGGCAGAGGUAUUAUUGGUUAAUUGUCAGUAAUUAAAGCAUUGUAGAAAGUGUAACAUCCCCUGUUUGUAAAAGUAACAAUGUACAGAGUCGCAAAUGUCAAUAAAAACUUUGAGGUCUUAGACAGGAAGGAAAUAAGUGGUAAUGCUUGAAUGGAAGGGAAAGUUUAGAAGUUGUAUUUCUGAGCCAAUGGAGGUCAAUUAUUAGCUUUUCCUUGUAUACGAUUUUGUACUAGAUUCCUACUACUGUGAAAUGUGAGCCAAGUGAUUGGAUCUUAACAUUUGAUUUCUUUAUCGCUUUUCAUCUUUUAUGGAUCCCCUCUUUUGUUAAUUACACAACUUGCAAGAUAUGGCAAGUGUAGUAGUAGGUCUUAAAAAACUGGGACUGCAAGUCCUUCAGGGUUUUAGGUAAGGCGAACUGUUUGAAUUUUUUUCUGGGUCUCCCAUCCCAAAACUUGGAUACUAUUCUCCUCCCUACUAAUUUCCUAAAAUAACUUAUUUUUAUUUCGUUUGCCUGAUUAUGCAGUGUUUAAUUUUUUGUUAAUUUCUUGCUGUGUCUAUUUCGUGCUAGUGCCUACAGCUUUUUUGCGCGCGCGCGUGCGUGUGUGUGCGUGAUUAAAGUUUAACAGUUCUUAUAUAUUGCAUCCUUAUGCAGAGUGUUUUACAAUUUAUGAAAACAGAGCAUUUGUAAUUAUACAGAAUAUAGAGGCAAUAUAAACAAAUUCAUACAAAGCGAAAAGAGUACCUGCCCAUGAGCUUACAAUCUAGCAAAAAUGAGCCAGGGUAGAUGUGGUUAGGGCUACAUAAACCAAGUUACUUAACUGCUAAAAGUUGUUUUGGUACUUGUGGUAUUCCUUUUUAUAGUCCUGAAAUGUAUCCUGGAGCCUGGAAUAGAUCUUUAAUAUGUUAUUAUAGGUGUACUGUAGCUCUGAGCAUCUUGCUACACCUAUCAACCUCAGCUUCUCCUCCACUGAAAGAAGCCACAGCGAUGAUAAAGAGGAAAAAGUGGAGACAUGGGAAAGGACUGCAUAUGGAGAAGAGGAGAAAAUCCGGGCCGCCCAGGAGACCAGGUAUGGUUGAACCUACUGUAAUGCUACAAUAGCCAGUCCUGCCUAAUUAAUUUGUAAACAGACCAGUUUAAGCUAUGAUUACCAAACGGGGCUGACUUUUAGGAUGUAUGACUGCAUAGGUCUCUCUGUUAGGACAGAGCUUGUAUGAAUGUAUCAAUGCUUAUAGUGGCAUAGGUGCAAGAAUGAAAAGUAAGUCUCAACUGCAAGUUGGAGUACAUUGUCUUUUUCAAUACUAGGAAGUCACAAGUUGCACUUACCCCAUUUAGAAGGAUACAGUAAGCAAUAAAUCUAAUACAUCUUCAUAUAAUUUUGGUGCUUAGAUGCAGUCUAUUUUGGACACUGUAAAACUGUCAGACUGACGUUGACUCAUGCCUCUUCCUUCUACAUGUUCGGUGCAAUCGCACACAGUGUGAUGAUAAAUGCAGCUUAUCCUAUAGAGGCACUGGAUUAUGUUUCUCCAUAAAAAAAAAAAAAUUGAUUCGCUGAUUGUAGCAUAUUUUGUCUAUGUCCUCAAUGCUAAUGCUAUAAGCAGCAUUGGAUGGGAUAGAUGAUCGAUACUGAUAAUCUCCCUGAUUUGGUUGGGUAGAUGCUGUGAAGAGACUCUUGCAGAGAUCCCAGAGUACAGUUAACCCCUUAAGGACACAUGACGGAAAUAUUCCGUCAUGAUUCCCUUUUAUUAAAGAAGUUGUGUCCUUAAGGGGUUAAGUUUUAUGGCUAGGGCUGUAUAAACAAAGCAUUUUAACUGCUAAAUCUCAGAAAAUUUAACUCUGAGACUGCAGUGACAUGGACUGUACACCACAACAACGUAUGUAAGCUGAAGUUACGCUCCUGCUUAGAGUUUCCCAUUAAAACGAAACUCUGACUUCCUAGGAUUUUUAAUAUUGCAUUUAAUUAUCCCUAUAUUAAAUAUAUAUAUUUACACCUCCUUAUCCCGUAACUCGGUGCCACAAUCUUUUGCUCCCUGUCCAUUUUUGCUUUGUUUUUGUUGAAUUAUAAUUCCUCUUCAAGGUGCACGCAAAUGUGCUCCUUUUUUAUUUGAAAGGUGUAAAGGGACACAGACAAAUCCUUCGUUUGAUAUUAAUGAUCAACGUAUUCUGUGAAUGUUACGAAUAGAGGUCGAUGUGAUCUUGAUGACGACCUUGUUUUAAAUUUUCAUUGCACGUGUUUUCAUUUAUGUGAUGAUUCAAUAGAUUGCCCUAUUUAUUUGUGUGAGGGUAGAUUUAUAACCCACCAAUGUUUAUUGUUAAUAGAUUCCUCGUAAAUCUCAAAUAUUGCCUAUGGUUUUGUUUUUCCUUUCAAAAUGGAGAUUUAAAAAAGUUCAGUAAUUGUCUUUGUGUUUGCCAUGCAGAUUGAGGUCCUGGACAUCUUCUAGCUCCUCCUACCACUCAUGGUUGAGUGAAUUUAGAGCGAGUCCCGGUCUUUUGACAAGCACUUGUAGUCUGGAUACCAUGCCCAAGUUCGCCUUUUCAUCUGAAGAUGAAACCUCGGACCACAAAACAGAGAGAACAAGCUUUGGGGAAGUAGAAAAGUCACCUUUCAAGGCCACAUCAUUGUGUGGUAAGCAUCACAGAAAAUGUUGUGUAGCAUGCUUGGUUUCACAAAAGAUGUAUUUUUAUUUACUCAUUUCAUGUUGUUUCCUUACCCCUUCUAGGGUCAAUAUCGGGUUUUCAAAUUUCAUUACAUACCUGGGACAGGGAGGCUUGGAGUUGUAGAUAGUCAAUGCCCUCCGCCUCCCCUUUAAAUAAAAUUCACACACAAUGUCCUUGUCCUUUUACAAAAUUAAUGCUUUCAUAACUGUAUUAGACAGUGGUGAAUGGGUUCCAGUUUUCUGUCCCUUACUGUGAUUAAACAAUAUAGCCUGCUGUAGUCAGACUAGAUUUACGAUAAGGCCACUGAGAGCAUUGUCUCUGGGUGUUACGGCUGGUAGGGGAGAUCCCUCACCAGCCAGCCUAUUCUCAUGCCGGCCAGCCUGCAUGAGAUGGAGAUACUGACCUGCUUCUUACAAAACGAAGAGAGUACCCUGUCCGUGAGCUUACAAUCUAGCAAAAAUGAGCAGGAGAAAGAGCAGGAGUUAAGCCAGGGGAGAUAUGGUUAGGGCUAAAUAAACCAAGUUACUUAAUUAUUUCUUCCCCUUCCCAUCAGGCUGCUGAUUCGCUGUACGAAUCUAGGGAAAGCAGGCAGAAAUAUCACUGUCUUAACACUUGCACAUCCUACUCCAUACAUGUAAGGAAGGGAAAGGGGCCCAUAAAGAAGGCAAUGCAAGCAAGCGCAAUUGCCUUCCCCUACACUACACUACACUACCCUUCUUGCUUUCCAUUCCAGCUAGGGGCAGUGCCAGCCCCAAGCCAGCCCAGCAGCAACCUUUGCCCAGCCCAUUGGCAAGCCACCAGUACCUGCCAAGGUCAGAGUGAGCAUUACGCGGGUCAGUGUGUGUGUGUGUGUGUGUGGGUGCGUCUGCGCCGGUCAGUGUGUGUGUGCGUGCGCGCGCAUCUGGGCGGGUCAGAGUGCGUCUGCACGGGUCAGUGCGUGCCUUCACAAAAGCCAAACUAUAUUUAAAAAAUAAAUACAAAUACAUUAUAAUUGUGUUGCAGUAUCAUGAUUGUGUAUAUUAUUUAUUUGUUAUAUAUAUAUAUUAUACGCAAACUAUAAAUUGACUGUUAAUAUACAUAUAUAAAUGAAGGGACUGCAAGUCGCAUACUGAAGAAACUGUCCUUUGGGUAGCAAGGAGGGUAAAUCCGGCCCUGGCUGUAGUUAUGGUGCUAGGAGUGCCUUUGCACCAUCCCACAGUAAGAUAUCAAACUGUUUUAGUACAGAUUGAAAACUUAAGUGGGUCCCGCCAAGCACCAUUCAGUCUUCUCCAGCAAAAGAACAUGGAUUGCUCUAUAGUGCUAAAGAGCGCCAUGCAGGACCACAUUUAAGUCUAAAGAGACAUCUGACUAUCCCUGCAAGAGAAGACUGGAUGCAGAGGAUGGAACUGCAGAUGCCAAGCAGGAUCCCAGUAAGUUGUCAAACCAUAUGAAAACGGUUUGAUAUCUUACUUGGGAUAGUGCCAGAGCACUAUUUGUAAAAUUGGAUUAUACUUGGUGUUCUGUUGCCCCAAAGGAAAAAAAAUCAAGGGUAUACACAAGGGUCAUUACUGUACUCUAUGAAAAUGGCAAAAAGCAAAUAUGGGGAAAGUAUUUUUUAUUAUACAUUUGUAAACCUUUUGCAAUGUUAUGUUUGCAUGUGUUCAAAAUAAAAAAAAUACCUGAUAUAUUUCCAGAGAGAGUUGAUAAAACAGGUGCAUUACAAGAUAUAAAAAAAGACCGUUUUACAUAUGUAUCCUUUUGACUAUAAGUAUUUUGUGUUUGAUGAGCACUAUUAAACUUAGAUAUCCAAUAUAUCACAAUUUAAAAACCUUUAGCUUUAAAAGUUUGCUAUAUAACUUGAAACUGUAAAAAGUGAAAAUGCUGGUUAUAAGAGUUAUUCCCAAAAUCAGAACAAAUAGAUUUGCAAAGAUCCCCGAUGGUGACAAAAAUGCUGGGGCUGUGUGGUGGUCGGUGGGCAGGCAAAGGUGAGUUCUAUUUAUCUCUACCUCAACCUCGAGUAAACACCGCCGGUCUACUUAAACAUGUGCGAGAGUAUAGCAUUGAGGUCUAUGAAGGAUCCCAUGAGACCACUGGAUUCUCCAUAGAAAAAGCCAAUUUCUUGUGGGAGGAUGACGCUUCAGGGAUGUUUUAGUUGCGAGGCAAACAAGGCAUUUGCCUUGGGUGGCAUUUUCCAGGGGGCAGCAAAAAAAGCCGCCCCCAAAUGCCCAGGGCAAAUGCUUGUUAGCCUUGCGGCUGACAUGCUGGGUGGGCGGGCGGCUGGCUGGCUGGCGAGGGAGCACUUCCUCUGAGCUGUCUGCUCAGCUCCCUCGCGCGCCACAGAGUGAGGCUGGGAGCCGGAAUAUGAUGUCAUUCCGGUUCCCGGCAUCACUCUGCGGCGUGCGAGGGAGCUGAGCAGACAGCUCAGAGGAAGUGCUCCCUCGCCAGCGCCGCCCGCCCAUCAGCCACUGCACCCCCAGGAAGAGAGGGUAAGGAGGCUGGAGGGGGGGGUGGGGUUAAAUAAAAAAAUGUGUUAAUGUGAGUGUGUGUGUCUCUGUUGGUGUGUGUCUCUGUUGGUGGGUGUGUGUGUGUGCCUGUCGGUGGGUGGGUGUGUGUGUUGUGUCUGUGUGUGUAUUUAGAAGGCGGGGCGGGGGGAAGGGUUGGGUGGGAGUGGCGGGGGAGAAGGGGGGCGCCUGAGUUUUGUCCUGCCUAGGGCAGCACAAAAUUAGGAUACACCACUGCUUCAAGGUAUGGUAUAGGUAGAGGUUUAAUAAGACACUGGAAUGUAUUAACUAAGUGCCAAUAUUUAGCUUUCAUUCAUAUUAAUUUAUCUUUAGUAAUUCUAGUAAUAUUCUCCUGAGAUUCACUUUUUCCCCCCACUAUCAACCAAACUGAGUCCACAGUGAGCUAAAUGGGUCUUUGUUAAUUUCAAAUUGAUCUUAUUGCUGCACUGAUAUUUGUUUGAAAACAUCUCAGAAGAAUUGUAACCAAAUGGGUUAAAUAUAAUUGAAACAGACAAAUUGUAAUGCUCACAAAGGAGAGAGUUACAAAGAAAUGAAUUCAUUACACUGUAGCUUAUGUUUAGCACUAGUACUAUUUAAUUUAUCUCCCACAUUUUUGUUAUUAGCGUAGGACCCACUGAUAUUGGGGUACUUUGAAGUAGUAGUGGGCUUAACAUCAUAUGGCCAUAUGGUGGAACUAAAUCCCCAUAUUUAUUCUUAGAUAGGCGUUAGCCUUCUUAGUUAUUUAUUUACAAGUCUGAGUGCGCCGUAACUAGUUUUUUAAAUUGUAAUGCUCAAACAUAAUUCAGUUGCUCUUUUCAUUAACUUUUUGCCAGAACCACGUUAUGACUCCUAUAGUUCUAAACCAAACCCAAAACGAAUUUUUUUUUUUUUUUUAUAAAGUAAAGAUUAAAAAAGAGAAACUUUUCCUUUCAAGGAACACUGUCAUUAGGAGUACAAACCUAUGUCUGCUGUUUCUCCUGUUUCUCCUGCCCUAUGAGUUUUGCUUACCUUUCAGCCCUUGCUGCGCCGAUCUCUGUGCGGAAGCUCUGCAUUAUGUAAAACCAGCAUUUUGUUUAACCCCUUAAGGACACAUGACAUGUCAUGAUUCCAUUUUAUUUCAGAAGUUUGGUACUUAAGGGGUUAAAAAUAGGAGGCAACCCUAACUGAGUUAAUACAUUUGCCUCCCAAGGAAUACAUUGUAAUCACCAUAGAAUGUCACUUUCAAGCACUGCAUUAUUUCUUUACUAUUGUCUCUGUACUGUCUUCUUGUCUACCACUACAUACAUUAAUGUACACUCUGUGCAUCUGCCGUACAGCUGGAAUUGCAUCAGGUUUUUAAAGACCUAUGUAUACAUUGCCUAUACUACCUACCUAUACGUUUUAUCCGUCUACCUGCCAGUGGAACAGCGGCACUUAACCUUUUGUUCUUUUUAUUGUUUAUUUAUGAACAUGUUGAAGUUUCAAGCUUUAUUUAAACUAAUUUGGAGCUUUUGCAAACCAGUGUUAAUAUACAAGGACAGCGUGUUUUUACAAAGCAUUGUAAAAGGCUUUACGGUCAAGCCUGUUUUUGUAUCCGUAUAAAAGGAUCAUCUUUAUAGCGUCUUGGUCAGCAUUUUUGAAAAAGGAAAAAAUGCAUCCACAUCUCUUUUUCCAUUUAGGUACAAAAAGGCAUUGUAUAUAUGCCACUUACUGUUUGUAUUCCAAUCUUAUAUUGUUCUUUCUCUUAAUCCCGUAGCAGAUAUUAUGAGUCUGAGUAGGACGCGCCUGCGAAGUAACAGUACUGGUGCAAAGAAUUCCACUCCCCAUUCCCUGGAACCAGGUAUUGGGCUCCGUUUGCGUAAAAAAGAGACACCUGAAAAACAGAGUUCUCCCCCAAGAAACAGAGUCCCUAAAUCUGCCUCUGUUUCUGCCUUGUCAUUAAUCAUUACUUCUGGUGAGCUUUUAUUUUACUCUUAUAAUCAAACAGAUCAUUUGAUUAUAUCUGUGUUUAAUGUUUUGUUGAUUUUUGGAAACGCUUGCUUCAGAAUAAUUAAUAUAUUAAACAAAUCUAAUCUAAAAGUCUAAUUAAUUGCACAAUAGAAAACUGAUUUCAUAUGAUUUGAUUUCUGUAAUUUCUCCAUUUAGUAAAUAUUGACAUCUUUGUUUUGAAAAUUUUAUUUUCAUAUAUUGUGAUUUUUUUAUUUAUUUUUUUUAUUUUUUUUAGUGUGUGUGUAUGUAUGUAUUUGUGUGUGUGUGUGUGUGUAAAACAAGGGUUUGGCUGCACUCACCUAAAUAAAUAUAUAUAUAUAUAUAUAUAUAUAUAUAUAUAUAUAUAUAUAUAUAUAUAUAUAUAUAUAUAUAUGUGUGUAUGUAUAAAUAUAUAUAUAUACUAGAGUAUAAGUCAAGACCCCUAAUUUUACCCUAAAAGAACUGGGAAAACUUAUUGACUUGAGUAUAACACUAGGGUGGGAAAUGCAGCAGCUACUGGUAAAUUUCUAAAUAAAAUUAAAUCCCAAACAAAUUAUAUUUAUUGAAUAUUUAUUUACAGUGUUUGUGUGUAUAUAAUGCAGUGUGUGUGUGUGACGCAGAGCCUUGGUGGGGGGUGGGCAUUUUUAUUAUUUUUUUUUUUUUAGUUAUUACUAAUAUUUUUAUUUUAUUUUAAUAGUAUUUAAAUUUUUAUUUAUUUUCGUCCCCACUCCCUGCUUGUUAGCUGGCCAGGGAGGGGGGGCUCUCAUUCCCUGGUGGUUCAGUGGCAUGAGUUGUUCAGUUGGGGGGCUGGCAGCGAGCUGUAACUUACCUUUCCUGCUGCUCCUGUCAGCUCCCUUCUCCUUCGUGCCGGUCAGCUCCCUUCUCCUCCACUGUAAGUCUCGCGGUGUGACUGCCGCGGUAACCCGUGGCAACGCUCUGACCCCACGGCUAUCGCAAGACUUACAGUGGAGGAGAAGGGAGCUGACAGGGGCUGCAGGAAAGGUAAGUUACAGCUCGCUGCCAGCCCCCAACAGGACCACCGGGCUUGUAAUGAGUCCGGCGGUCCUGGUCUGUAUUAUGGCAAUGUAAGUUGCCAUAAUACAGACAUUGACUCGAGUAUAAGUCGAGUGGGGCUUUUUCAGCACACAAAAAUGUGCUGAAAAACUCGACUUACUCGAGUAUAUACGGUAUAUUAAAAUUUCUAUUUUUGAAAGUAUUCUUACUUUACAGCAGUUUUUUAACACUUGCUUAAAGUGUGUGUGUGUAUGUAUGUAUCUUUCGAUACUCUGCACUUGAGGGUUAAAAAUUAAGCAGUUACAGUCCCUUAUGUAUCCCUUUAAUGUUUCUGAAUGAGUAGAGUUUUUCAGCUGUGUAGAGUAGUCCUUUAGUUAUUAUUUAGUGAUUAGUUAAAGUUUAGCAGGGAUAGGUAUAAGUGGAAAACUUAAUGACCUGCCAUCUUUUCACAGAUGACUUUGGCAGUGGAUCAAUGGUGAGUCCUGUUUCACCACGCUCCCUCUCAUCCAACCCAUCCUCACGGGACUCUUCCCCAAGUCGAGAUACAACAGUAGCUGUGACCAGCCUGCGUCCACCUAUAAUUAUCCAUAGCUCUGGGAAGAAGUAUGGAUUCACUUUGCGUGCCAUCCGUGUUUACAUGGGGGAGAGUGAUGUGUAUACUGUUCAUCACAUGGUGUGGGUAAGUAAGAAAAGAUUUGGUUUUCUUUUGGGGAAGAUUUAAAAGAACAUUCAAUUCACCAUAACCACAGCAGCACACUGUAGCGAUUACUCUGCAAAAAGUGCCUGCGGUCCGCCGAGUGCCGCUCUCUACCUCCAUACUGUUGACGGAGAGCCAGAAGGUCCUAAGUUGCAGGGCUAACUCAUUAAUUCAUUGUUUGCUCUCAGCCAAUGAGCUAAACACUAUUGUUUUCUCUGUCAGAAGUAGUGAAGGCAGGGAGCUGCACUUAGUGCUCCUCAGAUAAGAAGUUAAGCCACUCUAAAACAGUUUGGCUUCUUACUAUUGAAGGGCACUGAAGUGGUUAUGGUGCUUGGACUGUUCAUUUAAGGGUUAUUCACAGCUUCUUUGUUCUUUCAGAGUGUGGAGGAUGGAGGUCCUGCCCACAAGGCUGGGCUGAAAACUGGAGACCUGAUUACGCACAUAAAUGGAGAGUCUGUGCUUGGGCUUGUGCACAUGGAUGUAGUUGAGCUGUUGUUAAAGGUACAUAUGUGUAUGUAAUGUGUAUGUAAUAUUUACACUAUGUAUUUAAUGAGAUACUGUCACUCCCUCUGUUUUAGCACAACCUAAUAGCUAUAGACUUUUUUGGUAGUAUUUUGCUUUUACAUUUUUUGCUGGCAAAAUUGGGUAUAAUAUGCAAAUUUGUUAACUCUCGCAGUGCUGUUCACGUAGUACAUGAGCUUCUACAACACUGCUGGUAAAAAAAUGUAAGUGUGCAUGUGCACAUAUCGCAAUUUUCCUUUAUAAGUCCAUGCACAAACCUGAGGAAUUUGUUUUUUUAAACUUAAAGGGACACUAUUGUCACUAGGACACUAUUCUCUGAAUGGACAGUUACUUUUAAAUGCAACAAUUACAUGUCAUAAAUUCUGAUUAUUUACUAAUCUAAUAGUAAAGUUUAUAACUGCCAAAUAUAUGCACACAUUUAAACUAGUUUAGAAUGUUGGUUAUCUCCUCAAACAUACCCAGUAAUAUGUUUAUAUGCUAUAGUCAUAUUUUCACAGUAGUACAGUCAUAUUCACUAAAUUGGUAAAAGUAUAAUACAUCUUUAUUGCAGCUUUCUUUCACAAAAAAUGUAAAUUUUCCAUCAUUAUUUUUCACUUUUAACGAUUAUAUGGCCUCACUUAGUGUAUUCAACUAAGCUUCCCCCAUCUACCGUUUACUUUGAAGUAAAACAUUCAACUCUUAGCUGUAAAAAUGUUUUAUUAGAUUUAAAAAUGCUAAUAAAAAUAAUGUUGAUUUGCCCCCAGUCCUAACUAAAACAAAAAAUCAUAAUAUUUUAUUGUACUCAAUAUAUUCUAAUGCAAAGAUAUAUUACAUUCCCAACCUAGGAGGAUUUAUGGUGAAAGCUAAUCAUGGAUUAUUAAGCCCCCAUUUAAAUACAGUCUAAAGGCAUCAACCAAUAAUCUAAUACCCUUUAGAAUCCUUGGAUGAACAGUAACAUCACAAAAAAACCAUGAAUACAAAAUAGUGCAAUUGGAUGCAAAUAUUUUGAGAGGUCGUCAAAGUAUCUCCAAGGUUAUGUAAUAGUAUAUAUAAAACAAAAUACUAUGUGUAAAACCAAAACAAUAUGCAAAAUAGGAGACAUUUCAAACUUUAUUACAUAGUAUGGGCAAUAGAAUCCCUAUCUGGGGAUAUUAUUAGCUUUUUGGAAUCCCCAAUAUGAAAUAUUGUGGCCCUAUCAUCAAAUUAUCAAAAGUAGAUGGGCUACAAAAGCAGAAACUGAAUAUCCAGCUUGAAGAAAGCAUCUAUAGUCUGUUUUAUCCCAUGAUUGAUUUGUUUAACUGAUAUUGUAUGUGACACCUUUCUUUUCAUUCUUUUGCAUCUUGUGAAAAUUUCUUAAGAUUGUCCAAAAAAAAAAAAAAAUGAUGGCAUAAAGGGAUAUGUCUCCCUAAAUAUAUGUAAAAUGUAAGACUUUCUUUGCAUAAAGACGUAUGGAAAACGAAAAAUCUCAGUAGUUUUAGAUGGAACAUAUAGCAGGAAUUUAUUAACCCCUGUGAUUGAAUAUUGAGUGCCCUAGGUGGUAUAAUCUCGACUACAGCAUUUCAGACACCAGUACAAUUUCCAGAAGCCAUUGCAGAGAUAUAGAAUAUAACAAGCCAAACUUUUAUUGCAAAGAGAAAUGUAUAAAUGAAAUCCUUAAAAUUUUAUACAAAAAAAAUUAAAGCAAUGAUAUAGAGCAUUCCAUGCUGUGUGUUUUAUCAGAGUGUAGAAAGUAAGAUUUUGCUAAUUUUUCACGCAUAUCUAGUCUCACAAUGUUUCAUGAUGUCAUUGUGUUCAUCUUGUUGUAUUCAUUUCCUGUACUAGUCUUGCAAGUCUAAUCCUACACCACCUUUGAAAUAGGUCUUUUUUUUUUCGAGGGGAACAUUAUAUAGAGUAGAAUGUGAUUUUUGCACUAAGAGGCAAAUUAUACAGAACUCUCACUGAAUGGACACAUGAUGAUUGUGAUGAACUACAUGACAAUAGUGUCUCAAAACCAGGUGACCUAUGAACAAUUUUGGCUCCAAAUUAGUUUCCGAAAUUUCUUUUAAUUAAACCACCAUUUGUGUGUUUGUUUUUUUUACUUCCCUACAGAGUGGCAAUAAAGUUUCACUGAGAGCAACUCCCCUAGAAAAUACAUCAAUAAAGAGCGGGCCAGCCAGGAAAAACAGCUGCAAGGGUCGCAUGGCAAAGAGGUCAAAAAAGAACCGGAAACGGGAUAAUCAGGACAGGUAUUGAUCAAAGAUAAGUGGAAGCAUUACAGCUGCACUGGGAAAAAUGCUCACACAAUCACUUAUGUCAAAUAUGAAUGCAGAGGCCAGUUAAGUUGUAGUAAGCACAAAAGGUCUGUGUGGAACUUCCUGAGAAACAUUUAGCCUGUGGUUUUGCACGUUUCGUUAAAGGAUAGGGCUCAAUUAGUGUACAACAAGAGUUCUGCUGUGUAGCAGACGUUUUUAAAUACAUUUAUUAAUUUGUUAAGGCUUUAUUAAAGGGCGAAAAAACAUAGAGCUUGAGUUGUUAGAUUGUCAACAUCUUAAAGAGCCUGGCCUAUCUUAACUUACACAUUUUGCCAGAGUCUAGGAACCAGGACCAAAAUCUAGAACCUUGAAAUCAGACAAUCUAAAAUAGUGUGUGUGUCUGUGUGUCUCCAACAUGUGUCAAAGAUAACCCCAUGGUUAUCCAACAAAUAGGAAGAUUUGCUAUUUGUAUCUACAGAUAGUAAAAGUCUGUGCCCUAUGAUCCUCCUUUAUGGAUGGGCUCAAGCUGUGCGUAUACUGUGUGUGCAGUGUUCCACCACUACAAAUUGUUACACAUGUUGGAAUAAUGUAUGACACACAAUUAUUUUCAUAUUUUUUUCUGUAAAUCUUUUUUUCAUUAAAUGAAACUGUAAAAUAGAACAAGGCAUAUAUAUAUAUAUAUAUACUUAAAAGUUUAACAUUUAAUAAAAAAUCCCAAAAUAAGCAAAAAGGUAUCCUAAAUAUAAUAAUAUAAUAAUGGUUUAAAACGAACCCUUCUACGUGAGAUAAUUUUGUGUGUUCAUGCCUCUCUGUACCACAGAUAACUUGUCUGGAUCUCUAGAAAAUAUAUAUCCAGUUUCUAGUUGGAAACCAAUGUGGCAAAACUAAAGUUUGGCUUUUAAAGCUUUGAUUAUUCCUGUUUUGCAACAAUAUUAUUCAAAUACUAGACAGCAUAACCAUACCACCUUACAGUCUUUGUGGGAAAACAAAAACUUUGUAAAGUAUAAGGGUAAUUUGUGUAUAUAGAGACUCCCUGAAAAGGGCUGUAACCAACCUAAUCCACCCAAAUCUACUGCCUAUUUAAUUGUUAUUGUUAGAGUAUAAAAUGAAGAAGGCUGCCAAAACAUUCUUGGUAAAUUCAUUAUGAACAUCCAUAAACAGCGAAAACUCUGUGGACGAUUACAAAUAACCGCUAAAAAUUACCGUUUCCUAGAAUAUGGACAAUAGCCCCCUGGGUCCUUGGAGAGAUCCAAAAGUAAGAACACUAAAUCUUAAACUGUAAUCUGUAUCUACGGACAACUGAGAAAUUAACGUACGGUCUGCAGACCAAGAUACCCUACACCCAUUUCCCUAAUUAUCUGUUGGCUCACCAAGGGAAACGAGAUGCACAAGUUCCAAUGUUUAAAUACUCAUAAGUGCAUAUUCAUUUGCCAGAGGUACUAUUACUCCUACAUCAGGAACAAAUCCUGUUAACCUACUACAUAAGAGUGACUAACUUAAUGAAUGUCCUUCUUAUGGGUCAUAUGACCACCUGUCCGACUGAAAAUAGAAGAUCUAAUUGGUCCUGCAGACUAUAGCAAUUGCCUCUCGGUUUGACCAAAAUACAUUAUGAUGAAGAAAUACAAAUUCAAAGCCCUUUGUAAUAUCUUGAGAAACGAGGAUGAAAACUGUGAAUAUAAGAAUAUUCACUAAACCAAUUACCAUAGUCAAUUAAGAAACCCAUGUUAAGGAAUCUUCCUUAAAACAAUCAUGGCUAUUAUGUACAAAGUCCACUUACCAGUCGAAUUUAAAGUGAAUUAAGUAAAGAAAAACAAGCUAUUAAUUAAAUAAUAAAGCCCACAACUGGAAAACUCCUAACCAUGAUCCACUAUGAUCAGACCCGUUCCAUAAUGUUGCCACGUUUUUGUGAAGAAUCUGGAUCGAAUUAGUAACCAGCCCAUUGCACUUUAUGAUGGGUCUAUGUCACCAAAUAUAACCCGAAUGCUGAUCAUAACACUAGACUUAAAACUAAGCACAGUUCUAACUAAUCCUAAACUUCGUGUUAGAGGGAUUCUUGACAUAUGCCGAGGUAUUUCCCUCUCACUGAGUGUUCUUCACUGAGCACUCGCCUCAUUUAGGGCCGCUAAAUCAGGUUGUGACAACCUACCAGCACUUGCAGAGUGUCUGCCUUUUAAAGACUUCUCAAUAAGCUGAAAAAAGAAUACUGAGAAGUCUGGUCCAGCUAUAAUGCAAGUCUUCUCUAUUAGUGCUAUUGAGGUUUCUCUGUUGGGUUAUUCUGUGCCAUGGAAGAAUCAGUCCAUGUUGGGCUACUAAUUCUGGCCUCCGCUUUUAAGGGAUACCUGUUGAAAAUAGGCAAUAGUGGUAAAGUAAUCAAGAUGACAUAAUUAUUGGGUCCACAUGAAUCCACAAUUACUGGAGAUUAAGGAGUUCUCCAAGCGCACUGUAGUAGUUAUCGUGCCAGGAGUGCCCUCACAUUUGCUGCCUCCCCUAACCACUGUUGUAAGGAGUCAAACUGCUAGAAUGGUCUGACCUUUUACCUGGGGUCAAUCAAGCACUGCUUCCUGCCUCCACUAGAGACUUCAGAGAGCGGGAAGCUCCUGCUUAGGAUCUUCUGUUUGCUCUCCUAAGCUAAGCUUUGUGCAGGGCAAGCUGGCACAAGUUGCCUCUGUACUGAUUUUUUUUUUUUUUUUUUUUUAAACCUUCAUCUUUGUUUCUGUAAUAGGAAGCGAUCACUGUUCAAGAAGAUCUCCUCCAAGCAGUCAGCUGCACUUCACACCAGCAGAAGUUUUUCUUCUGGUCUUCACCAAUCCUUGUCUUCCAGCGAGAGCCUUCCAGCAUCUCCCACUCAUUGUCUGUCUCCUGGUCCAGCUACUUCAAGUUGGAGCCCAGAGCAAGAUCUUCAAGUUGGUAUGUAUUUGGCAUGUCACCACAAAAGAGGGUAGAACCUAAUAAAACAUUUGUAUAAAAUACAUUACUCUUCUGUUUCUGUGCCACAGCAGUUUGUCCCCGAUAAUCAAGCCGGUUUUUCAAACAUGGAAAAUAAGAGUGUUGAUAUGUCCACUAAUUGUCAUGAAUUUGUUUUACAGAUGCAGCUUCCCCACUGAGUACAUCACCUUGUUCCAGCACACCAAGCUCCCCUUCUGGGCACAUCCGACCUAGCUCUCUUCAGUGUCUGACACCCAAACUCAGUGGUCAGCGUUACAAAGUGGGACGCAGAAAAUCCACAAGCAGCAUCCCUCCAUCCCCGCUAGCAUGCACACCCUCUCCUGUCCCGCAGCAACCAAAUUCCCCUCAGCGUUCACCUUCUCCAUUACUGCCUGGGCAUCCAAGAAGUGGAGUCUUUCAGGGAAAGACUUUGUCACCUCCUGCAAUUGUUCGGCAAGGAGUUCGACCUCGUAGUUCAGAGGCCCCACGUUCACCUCUGUUGCAGCGAGUACAGUCUGUUGAAAAGAUUGCUACCUUUAUGGCUGGUGCUCGCAAGGCAGUCCUUUCAGAAACACAGCAUUGUGACGAGUCUGAGGCCUCUGAUGGUGGACUAGAUAUGACAAGCCACUAUAAGGAUUGUGGCACAGAAAAAUAUGAGCGUGACACAGAAGUUGUAGUAAUGCGUAGACUAAACCUCUCAGAGAGGCGGGACUCCUUCAAAAAGCAGGAAGCUGUGCAAGAAGUGAGUUUUGAUGAACCAGAAUCAGGUGUUGGUGAUCAUGCUACGGAGGAUAAGAAAGCAAUUCAAGGCUCAGGACUAUGGGGAAGAUUACCGUUCCAGACAUCCUGGAUUCAAGCGCGAUCAGGAUAUCUGAAAAUGGAUUCUCAAAAACAACUGUGCCACACAGUGCCACAAAUAGCUGUUCAAACAUCAGAAAGUGAAGAGCAGGAAAAGACUGGGCAGUGGGAGUGCCAAGGAUUUUAUCCAUUAGAACAGACCAGGAGAGAGAAAACUCCUCUAGCCAGCAACUUGGAAAAUCAAACUGAGAGCCACCCCAUUACCAGACAGAAUGACACGUAAAACCCAAUCAGUGUAUUGCUCAGAUGGUCAUUUGUAGUCAAAUAAAAGGGGCAGAGUAAGAUGAAAGAAAUGGAAACGAGAUCAGUUUCCACAGAUGAGGAGUUGAUCUGCAACAAAAGCAUUGUCUUACACUCUGCAGCAGGAAAACAUAGGGGAGAAAGAAAGUUUGUACAGUGGUACUUUGCAUUAUAGAGAAUUCUCCUGUGUACUACUGUCUGAAACUGUACUGUGCAUGAGCAGAGGUUGGAAGGAGCACCCAUAUUUAAAUUCCAUGUUUUUACAGUUUUUUGUUUGUCUAUAUUUCAUUUAAACUAAUUUUUAUUUCAACCAUUUAUGGUAGGGCUAAAGUUCCACUCAGCUAUUUGUGAGUGCAAGCCAAGCCUUGGGGCAGGGUACAUUUUAGGGUUUUCACAUUCCUCUAGGCCAAAUCUGUUGGACAUUGCAUUUCAACACAAAAGGGGCAUUUCCUUUGUGGAACCAGGUAUGUCUGUAUGUCUCCUCUAUACACACCUCUCUCCCAGCACCUGCAGAGAAUUGUGCAGAGGUAACUGCUGCAGAUUCUAUACCACAGCUUAGGGUGGCAGUCCAGCUUGGUUGUUUGUUCCAUAGGGUGGUCUAAUUUACUCCUUUUAUUUGGUCUUUUUUUAAUUCCUGUAAAUUACCUGGGAGUAGUCACUAGAGGAGUGCACUGCCACUUCUUAUUCUUGAUGAUGGUUUACAAGAGGCCUCACAAUCAAUAUUCUAAUUCUGAUGUCCAACAGACUAAUCAUAUGAACAUUUGUGAUUUUACAUUUAUUUUUUAUUUUUUUAAUGAUUCUGCCACGUAAAUGAAAGGGACUGUUGGCAUUGAAGUAGGACAAAGCUGAAGAGAUCCGUAGACUAGUUGGUUAGAAGAGAAACAUGAUAGUGAAGUGGGGGAUGUAAACUGACUUUUGGAAGAUGCAUUAGAUCUUUAAAUAGUAGAAGUGAGACAGUGAUACAGGUCCUAUAUUGAAGCAUGGGACAGAGGAAUAGGUUAAAAAGCAGAAAUUGAACAAAAAUAAACUAAAAAUGAUAAAGGGGACAUUUCAAAGAAAUGUGAGUUUUCUAAGAGACAUGAUGAGUGAGUUUGCUUAGAAAAACUAAAAUUGAGCACCGGAAAUGAGACAUGAGUGAAGGAAGAUGUAGCCGUAAACCGAUAUGAAGUAUCUUGGGAUGCCAUUAAGUAGGGAUUAGAAGGGGAGGGCCCAUUCUUUUAUAUUAUCUUAUUGCCUGACACAGUUGUACUCUUUGCCAGGACUGUUAAUGAGAAGAAACAGAUAUAGGAACCAACUGUAAUACAAAAUACACUUAGCAAUUCUCCAUCACGUAAUGCACACUUGAAGCAAUUAUACAUACGUGUCACUUAAUUGAGCUCAAAUUUGGCCUAAAGUUUUAAGUCAGAAUGUAAUGAAUUCAUUUUGUGGUGGUGAGUAGACCUGGCUAGACGCUUAGGACUUGCUUUGUGCCCAUUAUUAAAGGGGAUCUGUUACUUUCUAGGAUUUUUAAUAUGAUGUCGUUGCAUGCAAAGAAUUUAAUUUUAUUUUCUCUUAUUUAUUUGCAAUGUCUUUUAUAUAAAUUUUAAAGAAAAUUGAGCAUCUUAUGGAAAAAAAAAAAGGUUGAGAAGUUAUAGGGGAUUUUCAUUGUUUUAUUUAGUGGUGUAAAUUCCAAUGAAGUCACAGUUCCCCUUCUAGUUUAACGACGGGUAGCUGAUUUAAGAUUUGUCUUAAAAGAUUUCCCCCCCAAAACUAUUGUUAAUAUACAAAUCCUUUUAUCAUACACCUUCGAUUGGUCAUUUCUUGAAAACCAACCAUUUGUGACUGUCGGCUUUUAAACACUGUCCGACAUGAAUGUGGCUGGAGGAUCCUGUUAUAUAAUAAAAGCAGGGACAAAUUUCUCUAAUUUUUUACAUAAAACUUGACUAACGGCUUAUUAAAAUAGAUGUGAGAUGACCGUUGUCCUUUAAAUUGAUUAAACUCAAAAUUUUCACUGAAGUGAAGGAGUUGUCAACUUUGCGUAGAUGUUGAAAAAUCCAUUGUAUUGCAUAGUUGAUAUUUACUCAUCCCAGUUUCCAACUUUUCGAUGUUGACCAGUAACAUCCACACCCCUCACCUAUAAUUUAUAACUUUAAUGGCACUGAACUUACUUACAUUUUGAUAGAAUUCUGCGGGUUGUAUUGAUCUUAACACAAACAUGUAAAAUCUUUAAUCUGUUUACUUGUAACAGACCGCAUGUAUAGGAUAUCUACACUUGGUGUUAUAGUGCAUAGCUGAAAAAAAUCUGUGUUUAUUGUGCACUGUUUGCAUGCCUCUACAUUAGACGAUGCCAAAAUGUACCAUUCCCGCUGUUGCCAAAUUCCGAUUCCCUUGACUCCUUUCUUUUGUAUAGGGUGUUUUUAUGUAAUUUUGUUACAUAUGUUACCAAAGAAGAUUAACUUGGUCUCGCUUAAGAUGUUCUGUUGAUAGAAAUUUUGGCUAGCAUCCUACCCUACCAAAUAUUACAAUAAGGAACCUACAUUAACAUAGUAUUGCCCCUUUUAAUCACUAUAGAACAUCAUACUUCCGUAAUGGCUUCUAAUUGUCUCCAUCCCCAGCUGGAUUUACACAGAGAGAAUACGUUUUAUUAUAUGGUGGGUGUCUAAAAUGCCCAAGGCUACUAAAAAUAUUUGUCUCAUUUAAUGAAAGUAAACACUUUAUGAUGAUCUGCCUUUUUUAUUUUAAAAUGUAUUAUAUUAACAUUUUAUUUAUAUCUGUUCCAGAACAAACUCUUACAAAAUGCUUUUUAUAGAUAAUUGGAUACUGAACAAUGCAUUUACUAAUUUGCUAAUUAAGUCUGCAAGCAUUUACUUUUUGCUUUAUUAAAGCAUAUAGAACCAUUAUAUCAAAAAUGUAUAUCACAAAAACAGUUUUUGAUUGAAGGAACACUCCCAACCACCACUCGUUUAGGUUGCUUACAUUCAGGGGUUAAAAUGUUAUGAACUCCUGACUUCAUAACAACUUAGAUGAGCUGAUUUGUUAUGGGGGUUAAUGUUGUGAUAAUUGAGAGGAGAUAGAAAAGGGAAAAAAAAACCUAAAGGUACAGGAGACUUAUGGACUAGGAAUCCUCAUGUUAAUAUGUAAUACAUUGUCCAUAUCAUCCUUAAGAGUGCUGCAAUAUUAAUUCUGAAUUCCACUGAACAAAUUGAUAGAGAGGAAGGAAAUUAGACACAGUGUAGUACUUACAAUAAUUUAAAAUUUUAUUAAAUGUCUAACGCACAAAUGCGGAUGCACAAACACUGAUAAACAUACAGAUCCACAAACACUGACCCAUGUGCAUACAACACAGGCAGAGAUACUCCCCUUCUCUCACAGUGUAGCACUCACUCCUGCUGUGUGUACUUCACAAGUCUUGCCCCUAUGAGCCUCCCUGCAGCCCUGCCUUCUUCCAGUAAGGCCAGCAAUCCUGGGAAGGUCCCAGUGGCGCCUGUGAGCAUAACACGCAUUGGUGGAACUGCUGACCCGCUAGGGCCCAAAGUGCUGUCACCAGGGGUCAAGUCCUGGGGGAAAAAAGUGUGGGAUUCUCCCCCCCCCCCCCAAAAAAAAACCAAACACUCGUAUGCAUAUAUAAAUGCGUUCACAGACACACUCAUACACUCACUCACUCACCGACGCACACACAUACUCAUACACUCACACAGUGGUGUAUUUUAAUUUUGUGCUGCCCUAGGUAUGACUAUACCUGAGCACCCCCUAAUCUAAAUUUACCACCCCUUCCUAUCAAGGGCGCACCGCGUCCUGAUUAAGAACCCACCCCUUCCUCUUUAGAUUCCACCUUUUCCUGCUCCUUUUAAAGAAAUACUAUAGUGGUUUCCUGGCACUAUAAUUCCCUAUAGUGCCCCCCUCCCUCAUGUCCUCUCCUCCCCCACUCGACACUGAAGGGGUUAAAAUCCUAUGGGUAUUUAGCAGAUGCUGGAUGUCGUCAUGCACAGAGUGAGGACGUCCAGCAUCAGUUAGGUGACUUUUGGUGAACGGCGUUCCUGCUGUGUAAAAAAGUGCAGGAACGCCGUUCCCACAGGACUCAAGCCCUGGCUGUCACACUGGCUGCACAAUUUUGUAUUCCUAAAACUCUAGUGUUCCUUUAAAGACAUUUAAUUAUAUAAAUGAUGUUGAAGUGAUUAUUUGUGGGGGGCGACAUAAAUCUACAUAAUUGUCCAUUUGCAAUUGUUUAAUUUCUACAAGUCUUAUCUUAGUGGUCAUAUCCACUUUUUCUUUUCCUAUGUUUCUAUUGGAAGUUAAAGAAACCCUCCAAACACCAUAACCACCACAGCCUGCUAUAAAGAAACAAAUAGAACCGCACUAAAUUACAGGGCAAUAUGCCUGUGUAUUACAUAUACAUGUCAGUGCAACCAUUAAUUAGGUAGGAUUCUAAUUCUGAAUAAAGUUUUCCCUGAAUCAUUUUUUAUUUCCACAUGCUCUUGUUGCAUACAAUGUACUGUCUACAAUAGUGUUUAAAUAUUAUACAAUAAGUAAUUUUUCUUUUUUUUUCAUUUUAUAUUUUUUAUUCUUUUUAUCACUCAGUGAAAGUAGUGCAAUUCAUUUAAAUGUAGUAUUUAAAGUAAUGUAUAUUUCUUAACUAUGUGAAAUUAUUUCUCUAAGUAAACAUCUGCUUGGAUAGAGGUUUGAAGAUGAAAAAAAAAAUUUUUUUAGCAGUUGUUGCAUGAACUAUCAAUGGCAGUGACUACUAGAUUAACACUCCUAUCAAAAAUUACUUUUUUUUUUUUUUUCCCGCGCCUCAACUUUUUUUUUGGGUGCUUGUAGGACAAAAUAAAUGUAUGUGCUUAUUUGUGAUAUCUUACUUUCAUAAUGCUUGCAUUUCCCAGUAAUUUAUUAUGAUAGCAUAUUUUUGUAAAUAUUAUAUACAUAUUUUGGUUUGCUCCCUCCCUAAAACCUGUGCAAUUCCCCAAUGCUGCCUUCAGGAAAAAAUGGACAUUACUGAUAUUUGUAUACAAAUGAAAUGUGUAACUUAUUUAUUUUUUAUUGUUAAAACGUUUAGCAAAUGCAGUUUUUUGUAAAACAAAGGUGAUUAUGGAAUUUAUUCAAUCUUUGUUGAAUGUUUUUGUGCCUCUUGUACAUUAUUGUUUCUGUGAAUGCUAACAUUGUGGUUGGUGGUGGGAAUAGCUUAACUCACAGGCUGAGCACAGAAAUAAUUAGAAAUGAAUUGUUUCACAUUUUAUUUUUGUUGCAUAAAUAUAAGAAAAGGGCAUUAUCAUCUGUUGUGCCACACAUGAACUUUGCCUUUUACACAUAGUAAAUGUUUCUACAUGGUCAAUGCUCAGUCGAUUUGCCACCUGAGUUUGUCCAUAACACUUAACACCUAAGUGUUGGUACAUACAUGAGUUUAACCCAGCAUUAUCGGAAGACAAUCACUUCCACCUAAGCUAGAGUAAUU